Molecule: messenger RNA, 75884 nt
Organism: Pelobates cultripes (western spadefoot toad)
Lineage: Eukaryota; Metazoa; Chordata; Amphibia; Anura; Pelobatidae
Source: the annotation of a GenBank genome assembly
CUCCAGGAUUGUGCUUCCUCUUCCCUGGGAUCCACCCCGUGUCCUGAGGCAGGACCUGUGCAGUGCUGGAUCACUGAUACAUUGUAUCUCCCCUGAAUGGGCUCCUGUCAGGGAAGCUCUGGCUCUGCAGCAUGCCGGUUAAAAGCAGGUACAACUUGGUGGACGAUGGGCACGACCUGCGGAUCCCCCUGCACAAUGAGGAGGCUUUCCAGCAUGGCAUCUGCUUUGAGGCCAAGGUGAGAGCUCAGGCUUCCUGGUGUCAUUUCUGCUGUGAGAGGGAGUUGAGACCCAUGUCAUGGUGUAUUCAGGUGACAGAUUUCCUCCUGUAUAUGUCUGUGGCAGGGGGCAUGACACCCAAUGGUGGGUAGGUGGGUGUGAUGAGGGCAUGUUUAAGCGUGUGUGUGCGAUUUUCUUUUCUUUCAUAUCUUGAUUUUAUUCUAAAUAUAAGAAGGUACAACUCACCAGGCUGCCUUUUGGAGGGACUCCAAUUCUUAGUAUGGGGUAAUGAACGCAGCCUUUACUGUGAAUAUAAAUCCACAUGUAGGCAGGUGCUGGGAGAGAGCCAUACCUAUGUAUUUUGGGGUCACUGACUCCCAUCUUGUAAUGUUUAUAAGUUUGUUACAAGAUGUUAACCAAUAGAGGGUAUGAUUUGAGUGUCUAAACCUGCAAUAUUACCUAUAUUGCUUUAUUCUAGGACAGAACAAGCUUUCUACUGAGCAUUCUCUGUGUGUGUGUGUGUACUAUUAGAUCUUUUUGAUUCACCAUUGGAGUAUAGCAAAACAAAAAGCAGUAUUGCAAUGGUAGUUUGACAGCAGCUUGAGUGGGACCUACAUUAGAGAGUGGCAAUUCCUACUAUAGCUUAUUAUUUUCACAUAACAUAGAAUUAGUUAUUUAAAAAAAAAAAAGGGGGGGGGGGGAUAUUGGCCUUUAGAAUAGCAAAGCAUGAUGGGAGUUGAAGAAGUAAAACACUAGGGCAUGCUUCCCCAAACUUUGGCCCUUCAGAUGUUGCUGAACUAAAACUCCCAUGAGUCUCAGCCUAUCUAUUUCAUUCAUAGAAUCAUGGGAGUUGUAGUUCAGCAACAUCUGGAGGGCCGGAGUUUGGGGAAGCCUGCACUAGGGGAUCAAUGUCCCUACUUGUAACUCACUAACACAUUCUGUAGCGCUGCUCAGUUUACAUCAUCUCUGUUCCAUUGAAUGCAUUCCUACCAUUGAUUUAGGAAUAUGGCUCUUCUAUGGAUCUUUUUAUCAGAGAUAAUCUUCACUUCCUACCUGCUAGGGGAGACGUUGGUAUAAUACAGUUUUUAGAGAUACUUGACGCCAGUUUGAUAGGAACCAGGUAAGAGUUGCAUUCAUAAACUGCAUUUAAUGCACAGGUGAGUUAGCGCUGCAUUAAUAUGAUUAAUGUGGCUUUUUAACACAAACCAACAAUUAUGACAAUAAAUAAUGAACUAUCCUGGGUGCUUAUCCUUCAAAUGGUGAAUCAUAGAGAGUAGGUUCGUAUUUUCAUUAUUUAUUUUUUAUUUUUAGAAUUAAUGCAUAAUUGGCAAAGUCUGGGAAAAGUCUGCAAUUUGUGUAAUUUUGAUCUAAGUUUUGGAAAUUGUUAAUCUGUUUUUAAACUGUUUGCAGUGUAGAAAAUAAAAGCUCAGUCCAACUUGUCUUGCUGCAAAUAUUUGUCUGUUAGUACCCCUUUUGCAAAGUGCUACAGAAAUUGUUGAUGCUUUAUAAAUAAUAAUAAUAAUAAAGCACAUUUUACUAUUUAGAGAAUAAACCCUUUCCGAUUUUCCACUAAACUGGGAAUUAAGGAGGUCAUUUAAAAUUUAGGCCAAACUGGAAAAAGUCAAAUUCUUCUAUAUUCUCUUCUCAACUUUAUUGACCUAAAUUUUGCAUUCUCCUGGUUAGUACCCAACAGUUGCUGGUAUAGUAAAUAAACUUGCUAGAGCCAACAAUUCAAUAUGUUAGCACCUAUUUAGCAUGUAAUUGCCUGCUGAAUACCUAUUUGUAGGGUCUAUCAAAAGCUUGUUACAAAUGUUCUGCUUCUGAGUUUGAAGUCAUAUGAAAAUGUGAGACUCCUUUGGGGAUGCUGAGAUUCAAAUCAGAAGUACUUGGACAAAUGGAAAGUCGAGUCACUUGUUUCAUCUGAUGUUUUGUUAAAACUCCGCUCUCAGUGAAAAGAGGUGUACAAGGGUACACUAUUAUUGUCAUUUAUGAUUAAAAGGUUUACAUGUACUGAUUGUAAAACUUUCAGUGCAAAAAGUCACAUUGCAUGUGGUUAUGAUGCAUUUUAAUGUUGCUCACAAUUGUUUCAACGUCCGGCUGGAAGGAUUCUUAUAUAUUUUUUCUGCCGCUUAGUAUUCCCUUUGUCCUGUGUCGUUACUGUUUAGUUAAACUCAAAUGCAUUUUGUUGACCUUAUUUGUGUCUAAAUAAUGUGCUUUAUUAUUUAUAAAGCAUUAACAUUUAUCUCCAACUGACCAAUGUUGCCAUGUUGACGGUAUUUGUGUCCGAUGUAACUUCACAGAGAUCCCAAUGUUGCCACUAUCUGCAUGGCCAUUUCCGUCCAGUGUCUGCUGCCAUUUCCAAAUGCCCAGUUUUCCUACUGUCUGCAUUUCUUCAUUUCUACCUGUUCAAUUUAAUUUAUUUUUGCCCUUCUAUUUUUGCAUUGCCACCUUCAGUUCUUCAGUAGUGUGUGAUUGUGUCUGAGUACUUUGCCUCUGCUCUAGGCCCAUAUCCGGUAUCCCACCAAGCUGCCAUGUCUUGCCACACUCCUCAUCAGUAUAAGGUUGCUUUAGAUAUUUUGUGUUGCCUCUUUCAUUCAUCCAGUUGCUGGUUAAGGACCAUUGCCAGAUGUCCUGAAUCUUUUGUAACUGCUACAUGUUAACACAACCUGUAAAGUUGAAGAUCACACACUUGUUAAAAUGUAGGCCUUACUUACUGAAACGAAAGGUCUCCAAUUUAUCAAACCACAGCACCAUCCCUGGCGUCUGCACUUUGAGACCAAAUUCUGGGCCUCCAUGCUAGCAAUUAAAGUUAUUUUAGUUUUUGUAUUUUAGUCAAAUUACAUAAAUAUAUCCCAGUAAUAAAAAGGUUUACAGAUUCUCCAACCUGUAGGAGGCAGAUUGAAUUUCUGAUUACUUUGCUAUAUCUGUAGGGAAAUGCUUACAUUCCUUGAGGAGGGGUUUCAUUUGUGUGUGUGUGUGUGUGUGUGUGUGUGUGUGUGAAGGGGGGGGGAGGUAGGGCAGGGGGUGAUUGUUGGUGAUGUUGCAGCUGUUGCUGGUCUGGGUUAGCAUAAGAACAAAGUGCCUUAUCUGUAGCAGGUUACCUGACAGACUACAUUCUAUCCAUAUAUCUUUCUGGUUUUACAAAGGCUCCAUAAUUCUAAUGUGUGACAGAUAUCCUUAUCUGCUAAUGCAUUGCUAUGUAAUCCUGCCUCUUAUUACAGGAAGAUGACAGCUGACUAGUCUCUGUGAACACAUUCCAUUAAGCAGAGUUUUUUUUUUUUUCCCUUUUCAUAAAUAUCUCCACGCAGUCAUUUGGACCUUGAACUGGAUGACAAUGGCUUAUCACGCACCUAUGAUUUCUAAAGCUUGCUCAGCAUUGGGGUUGACAAGGGAUCACAUAAUUUAGGGGCCCUGCUGAAACAAGUUAGGAGCCAAACUGAUAAAACAAGGAUGAUGAAAUAAAUGUAUUUAUUUAUUUCGCUCCCUACAUUCCUCGUGUGUUUCUGAUGGAAUAAAUACUAGCUAGGUAUUGUAUGUUAUUAAUUUUAUUAGUAAUAUAGCCGUAACAUCCAGCACCAGUUUCAGUGAGAUAUAAAACUGUAAAUACUUGAUGAUAAAAUUAAACAGAAACAAGAAGUGAAGCUCAAAUAGGCUUAUUUUGCUUUAAAUAAAAGGUCUCUCUCAGACCCUUACAGAUUGAGAGAACCAGUGCUGCCCAGUACAAGCUUUCAGUUAGAUUUCCUGUCUUCUUCCUUGGAAUAUCCUAUGUCCUAGUAUAGGACCUCCUGAUUGGCUUCUCAUUUCCUGUCAUUUUCAAAAUUUAUAUUUUAUGAGUUGGUUAGAAAGAGGUGUAGUGUACAUGGCCUUAACAAUUUCUGAUGUUUCAGCAUAUCCUUCAGUGCAAAUGUGGAUCUGUUUUUCAUCCAGUUGAAUUCAUUGAUGGGCAAUGAAGGCACUUGGACAAGCCUGUGUGGACCUCUCAUUAGACAGCUUCAACCCAGAUGCCAGUAGAAUUUGUGUAUAAUCUAGAUGAAAAUGUUUGUGUAUGCGUAUGUUCGUGUUUUUUUUUAUUUUUUUUUAUGUGUAUAAGGGGUUGAUUAGAUGUAUUGUGUGUUUCUCAUCAAUUGGUCCAUAAGCAUUGUUUCACAUGUGUGGACUUGAUCGUGCAUUGGCAUUCCACUGGUAUAAUUUAUACCUUUUUUUUUGUAUUCAUUGUGCAUUAAAAUAGAACGGAGCCUAAGGGCUACAUUCUAUUUUUAUUUUUAUAUUGCUGGUCUGCAGCCUGCAUUUUCCCAUCAUUUUAUAAUGGCAGUGGGCGACAGGUUUCUAAAUCCUUCAUGGUCUGUUUCAUAAGUGAAUGAUAGGUUUCUUUAUCUGAAUAAAUUAACUUGUGACCAAGGUGGGGAUCUUUGCACUCUAGUAAAUUCUUCUCCGUCUGCCCCAAUAUGCACACAAUAAAAGCUUUAAAUUAUAGUGAAACGAUUCUGUUGGUGUUGUUUGGUUAGGUUUGCAUUUAAACAUGGAUGUUAUUGACAUGUUCUCCUGCCUGGUCACUAACCUGCACCUCUCCUACGUGUUCUGUCCCAUCCAGCCUGGGCACGUCUGCUGCCUAUCUCCCAGGAAAAUAAAAUGGAAAAUCUAUUGUUUAGUGCAAAUCCCUGAAUGAAUAAACAUAGUGAAUCACAGUAGCAACUCUGCCAAGCAAAUAUAAAGGAAGUUCUAGGGCAAGUGUGGGAUUACAGGAUUUGGAAUGUUACUUGCUAGUAACUUUGUUAUUCACUUACAGGAAAUUCUUCUGACUCUUUUUCAUAGAAUUCCAUAGUUUAGUAGAGAAUAUGAUGUUUCUUAAGGAUGUUCAUGAAUAGAACUGAGUCCCAUGGUCUAGUCUCCCCUUCAAAUCAAAUGUGCUCAUUUGUUGGAUGGAAUUUGACACAGUUGGCCAAUGAAUUCCAUCCAGAUAUGGGUGUAAUUGAUUUAACUAUAAUGCUAAUCUAGACGUUCCACACUUGCAAUAUCAGAGACAAAUAAAUGUAAUAGUUAAAAUACAACAUGAAAAUAUCAAAGUUAAAACAUAAAUACACGUCCACAAUAACUGAAAUGUCCUUUACACUUAUAAAGGGACAAACAAUGCAGUGCCCAUAUGGAGCAUAAUAGCUUAGUGGCACAACUUUCACCAAUUAGUAUCAUCAGUGCUCUUGGGUGUCCAUGACCUUCAGCAUAUGUAAUUAAACCUGUUUUUGAAGGCACCAGCUUUGUUUUUCCUUGUGAUAUUGGCCCUUCUAGAUUAGCAUGGGGAGAUGAAUUAUGAAAUCAUGGAUUAGGCGCAGUGUUAAAACCAGCUAAAUUACAGGCUGAAAAAGUUUUUUUUGAAUUUUGAACUGUAACCAAUGUGAUAACUGUUGCAUGAAAAUGGCUAAUAAUCAGAAAAUAUUAUCACUAGGUUACCAUGCUGUAUUGUAGGGAUUGACCAUUAUAAUUUUUCCAGGAAAAAAAAAGUUUUGAAAAAGCAACACAAUUUUUACAGAAUUCUAGCAUUAACUGAACAUGCUAACAACAAUGACACUCCUGUCACUCUCAGUGAGAUUCCAGCAUGCACAGUGCUGUUAGGUUAGAGACCGGAAUAUGAUUUCUAUCACUCUCGUGCAGAGAGGCCAGUGCAUUACAGUAGAUUAUUCACGGUCUCCACUUCAGCUGAGCUCUUCAUAUGGGGACUCACGGGGAGGGACGACAUGAGGUUGUUUUGUUUUUGAGUUUUUUGUUUGUUUGUUUUAAAUUAAAUAAUUUGCAAUUCUCAGGUGAAUUCCUGACAACUCAAGGUUUUGUGAGUAACUCUUGCUGUAUCAGAAAAGUCUUACAUUUAAACCAAAUAUUUUUAUUUUAAGGAAAACUAAUACCCAAUUUUUAGUUGACUGUCUUUCUCUCCAAUGAGACGGUUUCCUCUUUAAAAGGAGAGCAAAUGGUUAUUGAUACUUUUUGUAAUGUUAUGGGGCGGAGUUAAGAUUCUGUAUAAAUAAAGUGUUGGGAAGAUAAGACUAUGGCAGUGUUCUGAUACAUUGAGAAUUAACAUCUGAGUGAAUCACCCUCUUGGAAUACAAAAAUAUUACAUGUAUUAUGAAGGUGCAGUGUUUGUACAAUAGGUUUGAUCUGGUACCAUAAAAUAACCACACAUCCCUUGACCAUUAUACAACCUUAUAGAGUUAUUAUUUGAACAAAUUACUCCCACGUAAUGGCUUUACAUACUAUUAAUCAUAAUGACUCUUUCUAUUGCUCAAGGGUCUUUUUCUACUCCCCACCCCCCACACCAGGUGAUAUAACUUUCUGGUUCUGCGCAGACUGCGGUGGUUUCCAAGUAUCAGAUUUUCCUUAAAUGCCAAUAUUUGAAACCUUUUAGUUUUAUGUUGUGAUUGUACUAAAGAUAUGCUUAUUUAAAGGAACAUUUCAAGCACCAUAACAGCUCACUGUUGAGAUAUAUUGAUUUACUUCCCCGAUUCGGUGCUACACUCAUCCCAGUUUUAGCGAUAUUGAAAAUUGUAACAUUUUAUAUUUAUAGCAAAGCCAACCCACAGUGACAUAGACACUGAUGUAAAGAAGACAAAACUUGGACCCCUAAGAAAUAAAGCAGUAUGGUCUGAGUCAUCUUUCACAGAUUUACGUUUGGGGAAAGGAUGCACUUAAUCUGUUACCAGCUUAGGGAUCCGGGGAUUCCCCUGUCUUUGCCUCUUGCCACCUGUGAAACAUCUUGGAGAGUUCUUAAUGGCCUGGGAAGCCAUCUCUUAGAACUCUGUAGAUCAGAUGAUUGAACAUGCUGCGUAAUGUCUAAGGAUAUGUGUAGAUUUUACAGUGCCGGGUAUAGUCUGUGACGCAAACAGGGUGACUCUCUUCAUGCUUCUAUACACAUUGCUAAACAAAAUCAAAAGUGGCUUCACCAACACUAGGAUGAUGUCAAGCAAUUUCUAUGGCUCCCUCAAUUUCCACAUCUAAAAAUAAUUGAACAUUAGGUUAGAUCUUGAGUGCAGGGCAUUCAAAAAAUUUCUUGUUGAAAAGUGGUUUGGGAUAUUCUACUUAAAUCUGACUUUUCUCCUGUCUCCCCUUUAGUUGUUUAUGGGAUAAAUUUAUUGCUCCUCAUAAAACUGGAGGACAAGGCUAGCGAUCUAAGAUGAACCAAAAGCAUAUAUAGUUUCUAGUAAUAGCUAAGAACUUUGCGAUUUAAUUUGAGAUCCAAUUUAGAGUUACACUGGAUUAUUACUUCAUUCAUCGCAUGCUGUCUUUGGAUAGAAAAUACGGUUUGCUACGACAGGGAAUAGACAGGUUUUAAGUGUCCCUUUUUAUUUCAUAUGUUUGGUAUAAUAUGUUUCCAAUAUAUUAUGUUAAGUGUAUGCGCUGUGCCUGUUUGUGUUCAUAAUAUAUAUUUUUUUUAAGUUGUCUUUGUCUGGUGUAGGAAUCAUGUUACGAAGAGAUCUAUAUAAUAGUAUUUGUGAUUUUUAUAUACAUUAUUGGUAACUUUUGUGUUUUGGGAUUUUCCUCUUAUUUUGACCAAGGUGACAUGGGUGUAUUGCAGGAACUCCAUUGAAAAUGUAUGUAUUUAGUAUUUAUGAAAAGUCACAAAUACGACAUACAACAGACACAUAAAGCAGUUCAGGAAGCUGUAGUGCUUUAUGAGUAUGGAGUGUUCCUUUAGCUAUAACCUUGUGUGAACUUGUAGACUUUAACUAAUAAUACCGGUUGUACAAUGAUGAUGUAUUUGUGCAUUUAUCAGUAGGAUUUAAGGAGCAAUUUUUCUUCCCCAGCACAAAUGCUCCUUGUCAUGUACUUUUACUUUAUGCCCUGUCUUUCCUAACUGCAACAUUUUUAAGCAGUGUGAUUGUGAGAUAUAUAUUUAUUUUAUUUUUUAUUUUUUUUCUUCUGAUGCGGGAGCCAAGUUUAUUCCCUUCUGAGAACAAUGGAAGGUGUGUUUGCUUGCAUAUGACACUUGUCUAAACAUUCUGUGUCUGUCAAUACAGUAUGCAUAAUAAAUUAAUGACAUAAUGUGUCUUUUUCAGUAUAUUGGCAGCUUGGAUGUCCCACGACCCAACAGCCGAGUGGAAAUUGUUGCAGCCAUGCGACGGAUACGAGUAAGUGACUGUCUGAUCUCCAUAAACCUCAUAUUUUACCCAGGUGAACCAGACCCUGUGGGCAUGUUUACAAAAAUCUAAAUUGUCGUGGUAUAUUUACGAACUGUGAUACGUUUUUAAAAGAUACAUCACAAUCAUUCGCAAAGCUGUCCAGAAUAGAGCAUGUGUUUAUGAGAACUUUGAAUCAAGAAACUUUUAAUGCAUGGUUUACUCUACUCACUUCUGUCAAACCACUUAAUGUUUUUGUGCUCUAACAGCAUUGGUCUGUGUAUUUUGAGUGUAAGCUGUGUAUGAAAAUGUAUGAGGGCUAGCAAUGUCACUGAGCAUUGCAGGGAAUUCAAAGUGACUUGUAAAGUUUAUGUCAAAAUAACACGACUGCUGACUUGGAGUUUUUUUGUUGUUUUUUUUAUAGUGUGGCUAUUUUAGCCUUACUUUGAAAUACACUCUGAAUUCCUGACAAUUAUGUCUCUAGCAAAGAACCCUGUGUAUGUUGUGUUAAUGGAGGUUAGAAAGGAUUGUGUCGAUAAAUUGUGAAAGCGUAUAUAUGUUUGCACAAUUUUGCUUUAAAAAAAUAAGAAAAUAAUUUUAUAUCAGGCUGAAAUAUAAACAUUAAGAGUUUCUCUUUAAAUCAGUUGGAGAAAGGGGUUAAUUAUGGGUGUCUGGGAAAGUUUUUUUUUUUUUUGUCAAACUGGUGCCAAAAGGAUUUAAUCAUAGGUGCACGGGCAGGGCCCUCUAUGUGUUGUAUUGGUCUGUAUUGUAUUGUCUUUUUUCCCAACUGUACAGCGCUGUGGAAUAUGUUGGCGCUUUAUAAAUACCAGUAAUAAAUAGGUGUGUGGCUACCAUAGCCUGUUGGUAACCUCACUACACAGAAUUGUAGGAAUCAUAUUGCUUAGAGUGCAAUUUUGAAAUUGAACCUAAAAAAAGCAUUGAUGGUCUUAGAAACUGGUUGAGCUAAGAACACAAGUAUUAAUGGCGCUAAAAACAGACCAAGGAACAAAGCACUCACUAUAAUAAACACCUUAUUUUUGUUUGUAUUAUCGUGUAACUAACAUAUAUUAUUAUAAUUUUCAAGCGAAAGAGCAAAUGUAUAUUCUCACUAUAAUGCUAGGUUAUAUUCCUACAGAUUGUGGCUGCCUUUAGAUAGUGAAUAUUAAUCGUAGAAAGAUAAUGGAGCAGACACAAACCAGGAAUACACUUACUUUCAUCUUUUGAACUUGCCUAAUACAGAGUGCCGUUGAACUGACGCCAAAACUCAUGACAUGUAAUUUUCAAAUUAAAGGUCCAUUCUCCCAUUACCAUCCUACAUUGAUAUCUGCAAAUCCAAAUCCAGUCUUGGAAUAUCAUCUGUGACAAAAGGUUAAGUUUAAUAAGCUGCGCAAACUCUUGCAUGUCUAUCUCUUUUAUUUAUUAGGCUACUGCUUUGAAGGAGGGGAUCCUGUCGGUGACUGAUCUGUAUUACAUACUUGCAUUCAUUCAACACUUGGACAGAAGUUGCCAAGUUGUCUAAAAUUCACACCUAACAUUCUACAGUUUAUCUGGCCCUGUGGAAGCCAUACUGUUCAGUUCUUGCAUUGGGAUUCUCACCAUUUUACACCAUAUUAGCAGUCCUUAUCAAUAGUGAUGGAAUGUGAUGCUCCUAGGGGUAAGAAAUGGGAAACCAAAGUCUGACUUGGUACACCAUGGUAUAGGGCACCGCAGCCUCCAAAUAAAUCAAAAUGUCAAACAGGACUUAUUAGCAACCAGAACACAAAAAAAAUGUACUAAGGCUUUUUUCCUAUCCUGUUCAACCUGCGGAUUUUCUAUUUUUAAUCAGUCCAGAUCAUAUCAAUUAUCCAUAGUGCAAACUAGCAUAGAGCAUAAUAUGCAAUUUGGUAUAUAAUGUUUCCCAGACAAUAAACACACCAGAUUUUCUUUUAUUAUGCUCAGCACAGCAUGCAAAAUUAAGUUCUUUUCUAUUCAUUAGACUAUCUCAUCACUAUUUUCAUAGUAUUUUUUAAGUCUCUAGUUUCAUCAUGUGACUGGCUGUUGUAUUCAUCAGCUGCCAUUUACAGAUUAGGUAUCAUGUGAUACAGAUAGCUGUGUCCACCUUCUACCGUUCACAGCAAAAGGACAUUAACCAAUAAUUUAAACAAAAGCUGACAUGUUCUCAGGGGUAGCUAACAUGUCAUCCAGUCUGAUUUCCCCUAAAUCUGAUUGCUAUAUUUAGUAAUUAUUUUUGUACAGCAUUUAUAAGUCCCUCAAUAGUAAAUAUAAAUGAUUGAAAAGAUCAGUAAUACAAGGUCAUUUUUAAAUAUCUUAUAUGUAUAUAAACAUCAUCACUGCCAUAAUAUUUUUAUUGUGCAUGAUACGAGUUUCUUGGUGGGAAAGCAUUCAGUUUUGAAAUCUGUUGUAUACUUUUCUACAUAUAGUCUAACCUUUGACUGAUGUCAUUUGGGUGAAGACAAACAGAUGCUAACCAACGGUUUGGCUGAGGGCACUGGGGAUUACUGUUUCUUUGACCUCUAAAUAUAGACUAUAGUCAGACAUCAGCUGGGUAAUCACAGAUUAAUCCUAACUUGCCAUAGACUGUUCAUUAUUAUAAGAGACUGUACAAGAGUGGGCAAAUAAGAUAUAUCCACUGUACAGGAAGCAAAAGGAUUACAAUUCAGGCUAAAAGUGCCAAAUAAAAGCUAAUCCUGUAUUUAAGGAAUAUAGUUUGUGUUGGGGGUGGGUGAGGGGUUGGAAAGGGGGUCUUACUGGUAACCAUCUUCAAACAGAUAAUACAUUAGAAUCCAGAGUGUCUGCUUUUGUCAGAACCCCAGGAAUAGGCUCUUGGGAAAUGCAGUUCACAGAUAUCAUGGGUACCAAGUUCAGAAAUCACGGUUAGAGUUGACUGUCCUUUCUUGCCUUGACUACUGUAAUCCGCUUCUCAGUGGUCUUACGUGCUCCCAAUUUGCAGUUACAGUCCUUAAUCAAUGCGGCGGCAAGGCUCAUCUUCCUCUCCGCCCGCACCGCCCACGCCUCACCCUUCUGUCAGUCCCUACAUUGGCUUCGUGUAAGAUACAGGGCUCAGUUUAAAAUUCUGUCUCUUGCUUUCAAAUCUUUACAUAAUGCUGCUCCAACCUAUCUAGCCUCCCUAAUACACAAGUAUGUCCCGUCUAGGCCCUUACGCUCUGCUGAAGACUUGUGUCUAUCUUCUGUCCAUACUCCCACCUCUAAAGCUCCCCUUCAAGACUUCUCGAGGGCUGCAUCGUUCCUGUGGAACUCCCUUCCCUCCUCUGUUAGAUGCUCACCCAGUCUCCACUCCUUCAAAAAAAUCAUUAAAAACCCACUUCUUCAUAAAAGCUUAUCAAUUAAACUGUUAAUAGCUCCCGACUGAUUCCUCUCUUGCAACUGUCAUUAGACUAAAUACUAUCCUUACAUUUUGUGUCACUUUACCCCACUCCCUCUAGCAUGUAAGCUCAUUGAGCAGGGCCCUCAAGCCCUCUGUUCCUGUGUGUCCAACUUGUCUGGUUACAAAUACGUUUGUUCGUCCACCCAUUGUAAAGCGCUGCAGAAUUUGUUGGCGCUAUAUAAAUAAUAACAUAAUAAUAAUUGUACUUUUCUAGCCCCUUUUGAACUGGUGUUGUUGACAAGUAGGCAAAGGGACAUAUUUAGAAGCCAAAGGGCUUGGGUAGCUCUGGAAGUUUGAUUAUUUAUAAAACAGUGACAGUUAUGAUAUGGUAGAAACAUUUAAAUAUAUCAACACAGUAAAGGAGGAGACUAUAUUUAAAAGAAGAAAAACUACCACAACAAGAGGACAUAGUCUUAAAUUAGAGGGACAAAGGUUUAAAAAUAAUAUCAGGAAGUAUUACUUUACUGAGAGGGUAGUGGAUGCAUGGAAUAGCCUUCCAGCUGAAGUGGUAGAGGUUAACACAGUAAAGGAGUUUAAGCAUGCGUGGGAUAGGCAUAAGGCUAUCCUAACUAUAAGAUAAGGCUAGAGACUAAUGAAAGUAUUUAGAAAAUUGGGCAUACUAGAUGGGCCGAAUGGUUGUUAUCUGCCGUCACAUUCUAUGUUUGUUAUAGUGGAUUGACAAUAAAAUUCCAAAAUGUAUUUUGCAGAUGCCAAGAUGAAAGAAAAGAAAAAAUAAUCCUUAUCGACUCAGUGGGAGAUUAUUUUCCAGUAUGGCUAUAUGUGCCUGAUUGUAGUCAUUUGCUAACUUGCUGAAUAUGAGAAUAGAGCUCAUAGUGUUAUCGUCUUUCAUAUGUCCAUGAGAGCAGCUCCCAGAGUUUGGAGGGUUAACCCCUUAAGGACUUCAGACUUGCUAGGCAUGUCAUAUGGGAAUUUUUAUAACUCUUGGUUCUAAAGGAGUUGAUCAGAAAUACAUUUCCAGAAUGGUUAAUUCUAAACACUGGGAUUUUUGCUAACCUCACAAAUUCACUGAGACAGAUGUGCCAGAUGUUGCAUUUAUUCCCGGAUUAAAGUAAUGUCGGUUUAAUACACAGUUUGUUUUUUUUCCCAACCACGUAGAGCAUCAGAAGAGAGCAUGAAAAUGAUCUCCUGCCAUUUGACCGUUUUCAAAAGCAGAAUCUUUGAGCUUCAAUAAUGUCGGGAAAUACGCCUUUCCUCUAGGUGUCAUGGGAUUAUGAAGCUUGUUGUACAAGUUUAUUGCUUCUUCAAAUCCUGUGUUCCCCUUUUGGCAAUGUGAGCAUAGAGCAGUACAAUGCAAUAAGCACUGCUUAUCCCUUAACCCUUCGGUCUAUCGAAGACGGAUGGCUAGUUACCCUAAUAAACAUAGCAUGGUGCUGGAUGUGAUCUCUGCUCGCUGGAACAUACAGAUAAAAACAUUGCAGAGACCUUUGUUACUGAAUCACAUUUUCCUGACACCACAGCUGCAGUUAGGCAAAUUGUAUUUAAAGAGACAAAAAGUGGGGGAGAAUGAGGACAAGGAGGGGAGGUUAUUAACAGAGGUGAGGGGUCAUGGAUCUUGGACCAGCCCUCAGUAUUGUUAAGGAAUCCUAAGAAUUCUUUAGUGUAGGAGUUCUGUGGAAUUCAUUUAGCAGGGUUGAUUAGGGGGGAGUGGGUCACUCUGAGAGGAGGCAGUGUAAGAAUUGUAUUAAUACUGGGUCCUACUCCUCCAGUUCAUUUAUUUGCUUGUAUGGAAAGGGUCAGACGACAGGGUCUGCUGAGGGCCACAUGCCAGGAGAGCGGAAAAUGAUGCUGAUAGAACCAAAUAACAAAUGUAGGCAAUGAAUAAAUGUCCUUGGCAGCUUAAAAAGGUCAUAUUUCUAGUACAUUUCUUACGUAGCAGGGGUGUGUGUGUUUGUUUGUUUUUUGUUUGUUGUGCUUUUUUUUCUGCUUGAGUGCAGGUGGAUCAAAUGUUCUUGUUUGUUAUACAUUUUAAUUUCUACUUGAAAUACAUCUCAUUUGGACUUAUCAAGGAUUCCCUUUAAUAUAAACUGCAUAUCUUAACAUCUAGUGGCUGGGCUAUUGUUUUAGAUAAGACACUAUGUACUUACUAGGGUUUGCUCAGAUAAAAGCUAUGUAUUUAGAAUAGCACAAUAGCAUUAGUAAUAAAAACCUGUAUUGCUAACUCUAUAGUACCCUAGUCACUAGUUAGAUUCUCCCCCCACUGAUUCUCCAAAUUGUCCUUCUUGUGUGGCCUUGACUCUGUGUGGUAGAAACCACCAGUGAGUCCCCAGCAAUGCAGCAUACUACUCUUUUUAUUCUCGCUCUAAAGAGCAGUAGCUGGACCCACAAAACCUCUGGGACCCUGGUGCAGAUACAGAGGCUGCACCGUCAGUAGUUCUGCCGCUGCCUCCUGACACUUGUGAGAUUUAGCAGAGUUGUAUUAGCACAGAAGUAGCAUCUAGAAGUCAAAGCAGGACACACAUAUAAAUCAAAGUACGGUUUGCUUAAACUGGAGUAGACUGAUUUAAUAAGAUAGAACCAUAGAAUGUGAGGGCAGAUAAGAACCAUAGAAUGUGAGGGCAGAUAAGAACCAUUCAGCCCACGUAGUCUGCCCAAUUUUUAUUUAUUUUUUUAAUACUUUCAUUAGUCCCUGGCCUUAUCUUAUAGUAGGAUAGUCUUAUAAAAACAUGUUCUAGUUAUUUGGUAGCAUAAUGUAAGUUUUUUUUUUUAUAACCUGUAAAGCGGCAUUUUCUUACACAUCUUGCUUCAAGCAAAACAAUUUAAUAGUGAAUAGAGAACCUUGAUUCUUUUAUUAGCUGAAUUGAAUCGAUUUUUGGCACAUCUUCACCUCUAAGCCAGCUACUCAGAUAGCUAAGCUGCAGACCACAAUACAUACCUCCCAACAUCAGAAGUCCCAGAAUUGGGUUGCUGGUGGGAGGGAGGUAAAGGGGCUGAACCAGCAAUGUGAUUAUGUCACUGGCUCUGCCCACAAGGAGUCGGACCAGCACAAAAAGAGGCAGACCCGCCUGGAAAGGGGGACUGUUUACCCACAUUUUUGGCAGGUCAGCCUGGUGUGAAUGCACAUGCUGGGGAGAAAAGUACUUGUUACAACAUCUUUUCUUUCAGGUAAAAUAAUGUGAAGAUGCUGUCAUGAGUGCUUUAUCCAUACAUAAUGUUUGCAGGCACUAUAACAACUUCAAUAAGAUGAAGUUGAUAAUGUGCCUAUAGUGUCCCUUUAGCUGUAUUUAAUGUACGUGGGCAUUCUACUCGAAUGCAGACAUUUCUUUACAUAUUUUUGCAAUGUUUAGUAAGCUACACUGCUAGCAAGGUAUUUGGCCAUUUUUAUUUAUCUGUUUUUGCCACAUAAAAUAAAUUGAUUAAAUAGCAUUUUUGCUUUUAUACAAACAUUUCAGAAUUUGUGUGAAAUGAUUUAAGAAUAAGGAAACCGUAUACUGUCUAAAGCUUUUAAUUUCCAAAAGGUUACUUUUACAUUUGUCUACAAUGUUAUUCAUACACACAACUGCUGCUUUAUGAUACUUUAAAUGCCAGCAAUGCAUUCCUUGCUUCAAAUAAAUGUUGUUCUAAUAUUUUUUUUUUCAAUCAAAAAGUGAUUGGUAGUAAAGGUUCUAAACAUUACACCCUGAACUAUAUAAAGAUCACUAUCCUUGCUCGUCCUACUUCCUGCGUAACACUAAUAUUAUUAAUCCAAACACUGCUAGGGCUACAGCAUAAGGUGCAUUAAUAGUUGAAAAAGCCCUUGGCAAUUAUUAUUUUUUAUUUUUUUUUCCAAUUCUAUUUGUUUACAUAAUAUAAUGGUUCCCAAACCAUUCCUCAUGUCCCACCAAAGUCCAGGAUUUAAGUGUAUCUCCAUUUUUUAGUUCAGAGGAGAUACUGACAAAAUUUGGACUGUUGCUGUAUCAUGACCACUGGUUUGGGAACCACCGAAAUAAUGCAUUAAAAAUCAGGAGUCCCUUUCCCCAAAUAAUUAACUUUUUCAAAAGUAUGUGAGGGGAAAAAAGCUAAAGCUGUAAAUAUAUAUAAUUUAUACAAUAUUAUAAACCAAAAUUGUGUUCAAUGUUAAGACUCCUUAUAGGACAAUCGGUGCAGGAAGACUGGGUCAGAACCAUAACCUUUUCAAGGAACGCAUAGUGUUUGAAGUGUCCUUUUUAGAAACUUGUACUAUUAGUAAAUCUUAAAACAAUUUUACUUUUUUAUUUUUAUUUUUUCUCACCAUUGCGGCACUGCAUGAUUUAAAAAAAAAAAGAUUUUCACUCCUAUCAACAAGCUGGUCAGUCCUCAUUUAUUUGUGUUUUUACUUUUGUAAAUGUGUAUAUAUGUGUGUCUGCUUAUUUUAGUACUCUGAGUUGGGAGAUAUAAUUGAUCUGAGAAUUGGAGGGAGAACUGUACUAAGCCGGGGUGAAAAUGACAGUUUUUUGAGGUUUACCGCUGGAGAGUUCCUGUAUACUGUGAUCUACUGGAGGGGGCUCUGGUACUGUGUACAGAGCUGGUAUUUUCCAUACAUAUGAAUUCAGUGGUUUCUAUGGCAACCAGCACUGUCUACCAUGCAGCCCAAAGCGCUUCACACGGUGUCCGAAUGAAAAGCUGUUAAUUUCCUCUUCCUUUCCAUUAACCCUUUAAAUACUUGCUGCCUGUGCUAGGUGAUCUCAAGGUUUUAAUUUCUUUUCUUUUUUUCUUCCUCUGAUACAUACACUGGCAUAGCAAUAACCUACAGAAUAAGAAUCCAUCUGCUUUAAAAGUCUCUGUGCAGAGGUAGAAUUAUAUAGGAAUGGACAAGUGGCGCUCACUCUGUGAGGAAUGAGUUGCUCCAGCAACAAGUGAGUCAUGAGCACAUUCAUACAUGGAGGAACCCACCUUUUACACCACCAUUACCCCAUAGAGUUACGUCAAGAGGCAGCCAUGACUAACAUUCACCAUGAAAGGUUAAUGAUUAGAUUUUAUAGACACUGUAAAUCACUGCUGUGCGAUUGGUUUUAUUUUAACGUAGUGUCUUGUGUUUGGUCAUAUCAUUUGUUUCAUUUUCCUUUCUGUGCAGUUCUUGAGUAGGCAUGCAAACAUUGAAACAACUGGAAUGAAUUCAAUACUUUAAAAAAAUUAGCCGUGUAAAUGUAACCAUAAUCUUUAUUAAGUGGGGGUAAAUUGUAGUGAUUUAAGAGUAUCAGGUGAUACUUUACAUUAGCUCUAUUACACAAACUGUAAAUUGACAGCCAGCAGAUCAUGGGGUAACAGAGUCUGACUUUUUAAAGGGACACUAUAGUCAUCAGAACAACUACAGCGUAUUGUAUUUGUUCUAGUGAGUGAGUAUAAUCAUUACAGUAAUUUGUUGGGGUUUUUUUUUUAGAGAAAAUGCAGUGUUUACAUUACAGCCUAGGGAUACCUCCUGUGGCCAUUCCUCAGAUGGCUACUAGAGGUGCUUCCUGGGGCAGUGCUGCAUGGAGACCCUGAACUUUCCUCAUAGAGAUGCAUUGGUUCAGUCCAUCUCUAUGCCCACUCCCUUGGCAGACCAUCACUUCUGAUGAUGUCAGAUAAAGAGUCAAAUCAGAGGUAGAUCAGCAGCAGACUGUAAUAAACAUAACAUUUUACUAUAUUUAGUGGAGCCAUGGGGGCUUGAUGGUGUUUUAACACUAUAGGGUCAGGAAUACAUGCUUGCAUUCCUGACCAUAUAAUGUUCCUUUAACACUAAGAUUCAAUAGUUGGUGGAGGAGCAGGAGGAUAAUAGUGCUUUUUAUUUUUAUUUUGUUUCUCGGGCAGCUGCUUUUCAAAGUAAAAGAAAAUAUAAAUAGUAUAGAGCUCUGCCAACUUUCUUAGUGUGUGAUGGUGAGGGAGAGUCGAGUUCCCUAGGCCUAGGUGAAUGUCAUAAGGGGUGCUGUACACCCGAAUUAGGUAAUUUAUUUAAUACCUGGUUGUGUUGCAUGUGUUUGUUUCUGUAUGAGCAACAUACUGAUCAUGGGUAAGGAGGAGGAGAAAUUACAAAGAUAGGUAGGGAUAUGUUAAUACUUAUAUCCCCACCUCUUUUUAGAGUAAGAGUCAUUAACAUAUAAAUUAGGCUCAGGUCCCUGUUGUUUCUUGAAUCUUGCAAUGCCUCUAGCUAUAAAUGGAAACAAAACCCUGAACAACUGGUACAUAACAGUUCAUAUUAUAUGGUAUAUCACUAAAAGUGCAAACACCCAAAAUAGUUAUUGAACAUAAUCAAGGAUUAGAACAUUUGGAAGCAUUAAGUUCCAAAAAUGUCAAAGUGUUGCAUUGUCAGAUCUCACAGAGUGGGCAAAUAGAGGGCAAAUCUGAGGUUUAUUUAGACAAAAAAAAAAUACUUCUGGACUCUAGAAUGGCAGUCAGGUCUCUCCUUGGACCAAGAGCUGUUACCCACAUAUUAAAAAAUUAUAUCCCUGAAUAUUAUGUUUUUGCAAGUAUUCAUCCAGUUGCUGUUUAAAAAUCUAUACAAACUCUGAUGAAACCAUAUUUUCAGGCAGAGAAUUCCACAUUCUAAUUAUUCUUACUUUAAACAACCCUUCCUUUUGCCUUAGACUAAAUCUCUUUUCUUCCAGACUAACUGUGUGACCUUGCAUUCUAUGUAUAUAUUGUGUAUCAAUAUUGUUUUUAUAUUUUAUUGUACCCUAAUGUAUCAAUGCAAUGUUUUGUGGAACCAGGACAUACUUGAAAACGAGAGAAAUCUCAAUGUAUCUUUCCUGGUAAAAUAUUUUAUGAAUAAUGUAUAGUCCUGUCAAGGAUUAGAUUUUCAGACAGUAGUUUGUAAUGACAAACAAUGAAGCAGUAAACUUAAGAGAAUCGUUGGGUAAAACCACCUUAUUGGUGUUAUCCUCGUGACUUUCCAAUAGUCGGUUUACGUGUAAAAUUAAAAAUGUAAACUGCGGUGUUUGAAGGCUGCAUCACCACAUGUAAUGCUGGCGGUAAAGAUGUGCAUGACUUCCACAUUGUUUGUUCUUUAGGUCUGCCUUGCUGAGAACUUUUUUCGUUUGUCUAACACUAUAUGCAGUGUGUUAAAUUGUUAAGCUUUAUGUUGUAUAAGAAUGUUCAGUACACUUCCUAGUUUGUGUUACCUCUAUUUUCAGUUGUAUUGUUCUUUAUUCUAUUCUGUGUGUGUGUGUUUUUUUUUUUUUUAUUAAGUGAUGGUCUUGAUCAUUACUUGUCCAUCUCUUUCUUUUUAAUACAGUGGCUGUAAUCUGUUGGUGUUUUAAGGGCAGGUGCAUUUUAGUAGGUCUCCUUGGAAAAUGAAAGUGCAAAAAAUUAGGUUUUUCUUUUUCUUUAGUUCAUUAUUAGCAGUCGUUAGUUUGGAUGAGAGUUGGAAAGUAACAGGUUUGUCUAUGAGCAUCCAUCAAUGAAACGGGCUACACAGCAGAGCUGGGCCGCAUGCUGAGUUCAAGUUGUUAUUCAGUUACAGUUCCCUUGAUACCAAAACAUGAAUCAUGGAAGUUGCAAAUAGCUGUGCCUGGGAAAAUGUGUGGCUUUGCUUAGAGGCAGAGGAGCUGGUAACUGAGCCGGCUGGGCAUUGCUCUAUUCUUUGGGUGAUGGGCAAUACUGUGUUCCUCUGCCUACUCAAUAUUCCAUUUUGGCUCAAAUUGCUGAUACCCUUCUAUCCUAUAGUCAGGGCUGGCCCAAGACAUUGUGCUGCCUGGGACCAAAUGAAAUGCUGCCAACUUACUAAAACCACACCCACCAAACCAUGCCCACAUCCAUUAUGUUAGGCUCUUUUGUGUGCCCUUCUCUCUUCCCCCAUUGUGCCCCUACUUACCUCCCUUCAUGUAGUGUGGCCGAGUGGACCGCGGUAGAGGAGUUUCUGUUGCCUCUACAAGACUGACAGGAAGCAGUUACAUUUUCUCACUGAGCAUGUCCUGUCAGACCAGGUAGAGGAAUUAGAUCCUCUAUUGCGACGCUGUUCGCUUGACCACACUACAUGGAGUGACCAGCAGGAGGCUGAGCACUGGGCUCUCUCCUCCUGAUGGUCACCCGGAGCCCAGAUAUUGUGUCACCUUAUGGUAGUGCCAGCCAUGACUGUCCCCAAUAACCCUGCUAUUACCUGAGGCUUGGGCUGCUCUGGGACCAUUCGGUGGGUACCAGCUGCUGUCAGGCCUGGUUGUGAGAGCAGUCUUGGGGCAGUGCAAGCAUUACCACGAUAACAGGCCUGCUGCUGUCUGAAAUGCAACGGCCCCAGAUUUUAGUAAAUAAUAAAAAAAAAUAUAUAUAUAUAUAUAUAUAUAUAUAUAUAUAUAUAUAUAUAUAUAUAUAUAUUGGACUAACAGAAUUUUUUAAUGACAAGCUUUCAGGAGAAACUCCCUUUCUCAAAACUAAAGCAUUUCUGAGUAACACAACACAUAGAAUUUAAAGUUGAGUUGUGAUACAGGGGUUAAAGCGACAUGUGCAGAUAAAACACAGGUUACAUAGAAAAUAGACACUGUUCUCACAGAGGGUCGUAAAUAUCUUGUGUGAAUAUCACAGAGUGAGGGGGGUGGAGGGAGAAAAAAACCAAGCAAACUGUGCAGAAGAUGUUACUUGAAGGGGAGAGUAAAAACAAAAUAAAUACUUACGUUAAGAAUGCAUAAAUUCUGAUCCAAGAGCUACAGGAUAUACAUGAAGGCCUAUAUCCAGCAUACGCAGAUAGACACACACACGUACACACGCACGUAUAUGUACAAGUAUACACAAGCACAUAAACAAUAUACAUAAGUACAUACAAAAAUAUACAUAUAAAUACAACCGAUUGCAAAAAUAUAUGUAUAUGCACACCUAUACAUACAUCCACACAUAAGCACCAAUACAUGUACCUACAAAUGUACAAACCGGAAUAUAGGUCGCGCCAAAACUGUAAUAAAACAGUAAAAACAAUGCGUACUUACCUAAAAUGAAUAAAAAAGGAAUAAUGUCCUGAUAAAAAGUGUAAAAGAUAAUAGUCCAAGUUUGAUUGAAGAGAUUAGUAGAAUCAAUAGACCUUGUAAGAUCCAAGGAAGUUAGGUAUCCAGAUGAUAUGGAGGCAUGCAGAUAGAAGAGAGAAAUUCCAAUAGUGUGAAACUGUAAUGGGAAGAUGACAAUGGUGGUAAUAUCAGUCCUUCUUACUCACCUAUUUCAGAGCUUUGGCCAGCUCAGGAGUGUGUAGCAUUCAGUGGCGUUGAUCCCCCACUGGUAGGAUAUAGGUGUUGGUAGGUACAGGUCCUUGGUAUGGAGAGAGAAAUAAAAACAAAUAGUGCUGUCUGUAUAUAGAGACACAUACACUGCGUAAUAGACACACACACUGCCUAAUACAUACAUACAUACACACACUGCCUAAUAGACACAGACACUGCCUAAAACAUACAUACUCUGCCUAACACACACACACACACACACACACACACACACACACACACACACACACACACACACACACACACACACACAGCACUCCCUUACAUACACCAGUGGGAGUUGGAAGAACUCCAAGUAGCCCAUUAGAAGUACCUCUCCCAGGCUGGGGUGGCAGUUCCUGGAUGCUGAGCCCUCUCGGUACCCUGCUGUUAAGUAGCCGGCUGUCCAUAUCUUGCCUGAAGCUGGCUGUUCACGUCUUGCUGCGCGGGCGGUAGAUGAGCAAUGUAGUUACUGCUUUCACCUGGCAGCACUUUCCCACUGAUGUGUGUUCACGUGGGGGUGCUCCAGACAUCCAGCAAACUUACUGAGAGCACCCCCAGAUCUUAGUGGUUGCAGGCAAUUGCAAAUUAAGCAUGGGGAAAUGUGUGGAGGGGAGGUAGGGAAUAAGUUAGGGGGCACCUGCCUCCCUUUAGUGGCCUCCAUGGGAGGAGUGUGAUAAGCGGCAUAGGAACAUGCUGUGACAGGAGCGGCAAAAUGACGCCCCUGUUAAAGUGCUGCCUGGAGCCGUGGCCCCACCGGGACCUAUGGACGGGCCGGCCCUGCCUAUAGUAGAUCUCUUCUCUAUAAUUUAUACGGUAACUCCCCCUGACCUUCUUUUAACCCCUUCAAAGCCAACAUCUCAGGAUUGACAGACUAAUGACAUAUGCUUAACUCUUGAAGAGUUUAAUACAUCUUAAACAUAAUAUGCUCAUUGUACCUUUUUGCACCUCACUGUAGAAGAGAACAUGUAGAUUAUUUAUAAAUACUAUUGCAUCCAACAAGAGAUCAGUGUAGAUUGCUUAUAAUUACUAACUAAUCCACUAAUAUUAUUUCUAUUAUCACCAACAUUUUCCAUAGCAUUGUGCAUGGCUAUCACAUUAUAUAUGCAAUUAUGAUUGCUUACAGAUCAUUGUUCUUAUUCACACCAGUCUCAACUUUAAAGGAAUUAAGAGAAAUCCAUUUAAUCCCUGUGUCCAAGCCAUCAUCAAAAUACUAAAAGAAUAAAUAUAUAAAGAAUACCCAGUAGUCCUAAACUCUAGAAAUACACAACAGUACCUGCCUGGUGCUUGGGCCUUUAUCAACAAAAGUAAUUUAAAACUUAGCUUUGAUAUGCUCAAAUAAGAUCGUCAAUGUUUCAGUAUUAACAGCAAAACAUUCAUUAUAGCAGUAAUGUCGAUAUGGUGUGUGUAUGUGUAUAUAACAUUUUAUUUUAUUUUUUUAUCUUCAUUUUUUUUUUUUCAGCUGACAUGUUAAAGUAAGUUUGAUAGCGUCUCCUGACACACACAGAUCUUAUCACAGCAGACUUGCUCUGAGGUUUCACCUGCUCAGGGAAAUGGUGUUAUUGUUGUCAAUUACUAUGUAAAUGUGCUUGUUUUCGUAUACAGAUUUUAAAGUAUGCAUGGGAUGAUAGUACACUGAGAUAAAUGUUUCUGGUUGUUAGAAAACAUUCUCUGUAGAUUUUAUAUACGCUAGCUGUCAAGGUAAAAGAUGUAUGCUAGAACCUUGGGUAAUACAAGCAUCUGUGGCAAUCAUCGUAAAAUUACUGCCUUAUGCUAUAUAAGUAUACUAUACAAAUAAAAAAUGGUAUCUUGAUCAUUUCUGCCCAAAAUAAUGUAUUAUUUAUUUUUGGGGGCAGCAUAAUGUUGGCUAUAUGGCAGUUCAGCUUGGUUGAAUUUUGUUAAUGAGGAAAGAUGUAAGAAAAUGAGACAAAACUAAAUAUCUGCAUAAUAUAAAUAUUGUAUUGGAAGAGGGGAUCAGCGUCUUGGCGUGUCCUCAAAUACAGGUCAGCAUUAGCCAAUAUGUACGGAGAAAGAGAAUAAAGCGCAAAAUAUAAUAUAGGAAGUUGGUAACGUUAUAAAAAGAAGCUAAAGGAAUUUAAUAUGUACUUGAUGUCUUGGUCCAAUGGAGGGUGUUCCAGAGGUAUGUAAACAGAAGAUGACACCAACUUACUAAACUAUAUUUUGCAUUUUGCCCUCUUCUCGUUACAUAUUGGCCCACAUUGACCUGGAUUUGAGGACACCCCAAGAAGCUGCACCCCUUUUCCUAGACAAUAACUACUUAUGAUCAGAAAUUAGAGAUUCUGGUUUGGGUUCCACUCAUAUUGCUUAGAGCCUACAUGCCUGGCUCUAGGUUAUGCUCCUUGGAGCCUCUUUUUGGGAGGACUCCUUCCCUCUUGUCACUGGUAGUCUUAUACCUCCAAGAACAAAAAGAUAUACAGCGAGAUCUAGUGCAAUAUGUAUAAACAGUGUGGUAGUAUAGAUACUUAAAAAUGAACCACUCGCGUGUUCCAGAGCCUUCCAAUAGGCUCUAUUUGGCAUAUAGACUCUAAGCAAUGUGAGUGGAAGUCUAAAGGGAUCCAGCGGGAAUUGUUUUUUUUUUUUUUUUGUUUUUUUAAAGUAAACAGUUUUCACUAUUACUGUUUUUUUAAUAUAUUUUCCUCUGAAAUAUAUUUCAUCCAGAGAAGUAAAAUCGCUAAGUAUUUUUCUACUCUAUAAAUUGUAAUAUUUUUACUGUUAACACGGUUAUGAGAUUGUAUUGCACAUUAAUUGCUCAGUGACAUUUCUCAAAUCACUUGUUGGGUUUUUAAACGUACGUUUUUUUUAUGUGUUUACAGUGUUUUUGAGGUUGACAUUUGAUAGUGGUUGGCAGCUCAGAGAUUUAAGAUACACGGAUAUAAAUUAUUUUUAAGCGCCUUUUAUAUAUCUUAACAUCAAAGUAGUAAGAUAAUGUUGUCUAUAAGCAACAUUAGUUUGGCGAUGGCACAGCCAUGCAAGAAUCAUAGUCCACAAGUGCUUCUCUAUGUGGAGCAAUGGUUUGGUCUGUGAUCAUCAUUAUCAAGGUGAGUGUUAUUUCUUUUUUUAAUUUACAAAGUGGAAAACCUAAACCUAAUCGUUAAAAUGAACACUCUGAUUUUGUGAAUAAGUAUACUUAAUGCUUUGUAACUUAAAGGACCACUAUAGUGCCCUGAGGGUGCCCCCACCCUCAGGGUCCCUCUCCCGCCCGGCUCUGGGGAGAGGAAAGGGGUUAAAACUUACCUUUUUCCAGCGCUGGGCGGGGAGCUCUCCUCCUCCGAUCCUCCCCGUCGGCUGAAUGCGCACGCGCGGCAAGAGCUGCGUGCGCAUUCAGCCAGUCGCAUAGGAAAGCAUUCAUAAUGCUUUCCUAUGGACGCUUGCGUGCUCUCACUGUGAUUUUCACAGUGAGAAGCACGCAAGCGCCUCUAGCGGCUGUCAAUGAGACAGCCGCUAGAGGCUUUGGGGGAAGGCUUAACCCAUUGAUAAACAUAGCAGUUUCUCUGAAACUGCUGUUUAUAAAACAAUGGGUUAACCCUAGAAGGACCUGGCACCCAGACCACUUCAUUAAGCUGAAGUGGUCUAGGUGGCUAGAGUGGUCCUUUAAUGCCAGGAUGGGGGUUAGUAGGUAAGAGGGGUUUUUCACCUAAUAGAUUUAGUAUUAAUCUAGAGGUGCAUGAGGACAGCCUACAGACAUUGUGUCAUUUAUUUUUGCUGUAAAAUAGUCUUUGCCAAUAUACAUAUUAGAAAGAAAUGUUUAUCAGCAGAGGCUGCUUAAACCAAUCCCAUUCUUUAAUAUCUGUGCUUAAGGAUAUCCUUUCUAUGAGAUCAUAUGAAUAGACCGGUAUGUGUGAAUCAUCGUUUUAUAGUGUUUUCAUCUGAAUUAGUGCUACACAAGUCCAAGAAUGCAUUAUAUAUCUAUAAAAAUGCUUCUACAUUCUCCUGUGAUUCAAUGACAAAUUAGUAUUCUAAUGAACUUGGUUAAGUCAACACUCCGUUCUAUUGUAGUGGUGAAACAAGACCUGAUAUGCUGGAUGUAAGUACCGAGGUGUGCAAACUGUCAAAUAUGCAAGUUCUCCCUUAAUCACUUUACUUCCCCUUGCAGUUACUUGGCAACCUGUAGCAAGUAUAAAGGGAGAGAAAUGUGCUUCUGACUCAUACAACAAAACAACCGUGUGCCUGAUUGACACAGACGCAAAAUAGCAUAGGUCUUAAAGGAGAACGAACUACAGUUUUCUUUUUUCCCCUCUCUAAUAAAAUGUGUUUAUUUCAACCAUUAUUUACAUAGAAAGGUUUAACCCCUUAAGGACUGAGCCAAAUGUACACGUUGUGAUCAAAACAAAACGUAAACAAAACCUUGAAUUUGCGCUAUAUGUCUGUUCAGGUGUAAUUAGCCUCUUUCAUAUUAUGUGCGCCCACAUUUAUUAUAUAUCAUUUUAUUUAGGGGAAACAGGGUUUUCAUUUAACACCAAAUAUUUAGCUAUGAAACAUAAUUUAAUAUGAAUAAAAUAUAAAAAAAAAGGGAGAAAAUAAGAAUUAAAAAAAGUUUUAGUUCUAUGUGACAUUCUAACUGUGAAUGUCAUAAUACUGUUUGCUUUUACUGCAAUAAAAUACACAUAUUUAUAUUUGUAAAACAGUACCCACUAUCAGUGGCGUAAUGUACAGCGCUACAGAAUGUGAUCGUGCUAUAUAAAUAAUAAGGGGCCCCAGUAUGUACGCCAGUGUGCCAGCCUCUUCUCCUGGGGGCCCAGGUGCUGGCCACCUCAGGGCCCCCAAGGCUGGCCCUGGUGUCACCGGGCAGGAUGGCCGGCGCGCGAGGGAGCGCGCUCUCUGCCCAGCUCUCUCGCGCGCCACGUACUGAUGCCGGAGCUGUAAUAUGACGUCAUGGUCAGGUGGGCCGGAAAGGAAGGAGGGGGGACUCCCUGGACUGCCAGGUGAGUCCCCACACCGCGAUCGCCAGCGACUGGGUAAGUACAUAGGACGGCUUGGGCAUUCUAUGCUGCCCGCCGGCGGUUAGAGCCGUGUCCCCAAGGACGGCAUAGAACGCCCACCAUCCUUAAGGGGUUAAACACAAAUGUGUUUUGAACAGAAAGAAAAGUUUAUUGAGCAUUUUCCUUUAAACAGCGUUUAAAAUCUUCACUCUCCUUUAGCUUUUGGUGGGUGAAAAUAUAGCUGUGGUGAAUAGAAACUCACUCUUGUUGAGUUUGAAGUGGACCCUUCUGGCUUACAGUGGCAAAUAACUGUCCAGUAGAGCAGGACAUGAAAUUCUAACCUCUGCUUUAAAUAUGUAGAAUGUGACUGCAGAUAAGAGCCAUUCGGCCCAUCUAGCCUGCCAAGUUUUCUAAAUACUUUCAUUAGUCUCUUCUAUUUAGGAAAGCCUUAUGCCUAUCCAGUGGUGUAUCCUGGUUUUGUGCUGCCCUUUUGGCUGCGGGCGGCGCUGGGCUGGGCGGGCGGCUGGCGAGGGAGCUCUUCCUCUGAGCUGUCCGCUCAGCUCCCUCGCGCGCCGCAGAGUGAGGCUGGGAGCCGGAAGAUGACGUCAUAUUCCGGCUCCCAGACUCACUCUGCGGCAUGCGAGGGAGCUGAGCAGAGCGCUCAGAGGAAGAGCUCCCUCGCCAGCCGCCCGCCAGCGCCCCCCGACCGCCCAGCAUAUCUGUUAGCCGCGAGGCUAACAAGGCAUUUGCCCUGGGCAUUUGGGGGCGGCGUUUUUUGGCGCCCCUGAAAAAUGCCGCCCAAAGCAAAUGCCUUGUUUGCCUCGCGGCUAAAACGCCCCUGUGCCUAUCCCACACAUGCUUAACCUCCCUCACUGCGUUAACCUCUAUCACUUAAACGUAAGGGCUAUUCCAAGGAAUACUUCCUGAUAUUUUUAAACCUUUGCUUCUCUAAUUUAAGACUAUGUCCUCUUGUUGUGGUAGUUUUUCUUCUUUUAAUCAUAGUCCCCCCUCCCGUGUGUCAGCUUGCCCCCGCUCUCACUGGACCACCAGGGAUCAACAUGUUCACUCCCCUCUGCAAGGUAGUAAGGGUGAGGGGGAGUAAAUGUGAUAUACUUAUAAAUUAAUUUAUAUUUUAUUGUUAAAUUAAUUAAAGAAACCACUAUACUAUAACCUACACCCACUUGUAUAGACACAGUACAUCCACGUAUAUACUCACACUACACUCUAUACCCCCAUAUAUACACAAAGUACACAAACUCUAUACCCCCUAAACAUACACUACACUUUUGCACUCACACACUUUUUACCCCCUAUAAAGACACGCGAUACCCAUGGUACACACACCACACCCCCAGGCACACACUAUACACACAGUACUCUAUUUUCACUAUAAAUACACAUUCUAUUCCCUUAUGCACACACUACACCCCUAUACACACACUACACCCCUAUACACACAUUCAUCGUCGCAACUAUACAUACAUGUGCACUACAACCCCUAUACGUAUACACACACUAAAGCUCCAAGAUACACACAAUCCCCUGCAUCCCCUAGCUACACACAAUAUAGUCCUCACAUGUGCAUACACAACACCCCCUAGUUCUACACACUCUACAGGCCCUAUAAACACGCACACACACUACCCUAGCCACACAUAGCAUGCCACAAACAGACCCCAUUACACACAAACUACAACACAAAUAGUCUCCUAUACACACAUGCAAUAGCACAAGCAAUCUCCAAACACAUACAACACACUUUAACAGUCCUGUUCCACAGUUAUUCUUUGGUAUCCCACACCAGAGACAAAUCACUAGCAAACGCAGCACAUGUUUACAUUGAACAAAAAGGGGCAUAACAUUAACAUACACUCCUCCUUUCUGGCUCCGCCCCUCAUGGUGGGCUGCUCUGCCUUUAAUUGCCUAGGCUGAAUUCCUGUCCCAGUCUGGCCCUGCUUAAAUUCCCUUUGUAUUUCUUCUUCAUCCUUUUAGAUUUUAAGCUCAUUUUGGCAGGGCCCCCUUCAUCUAUUGCUCCAGAAUGUCAUACAUGUUUCUUAGAAUUUGGUGUUUGUCUGGUUUACCUAUUGUACAGAGCUACAGAAUAUGUUGGCAUUUUAUGAAGAACUGUAAUUGCAAUAAACCCAACUGUAAAAAUGUGUAUAGUGUGGCACAUUCGACUUUAUAAGGUUAUGUUGGUGUACACAAGAACAUUUGUGACUAGUAAAAUUCCCUCUAACUUUUUUUUUUUUUUAACACUAUUAUUCUAGUAAAUAGACCAUACUGCCAUGUGGAUCGCAAGUUUUGUUCUAUAUUAUCGAUUUUAAAUCUAUACAGUGUGCUGGCAAUAUUAGCAGCAAAUGUACAAAACACGUUAAAAUUACAUCUUCCCAGUGCAUGUUAAAGGUUGGGGAAUGUUGAUCUGCAUAUCCUGCCAAUUCUGACUCGUGUGUGUGUCUAUAUCUAUAUCUCAAGAAAGUUAUGGUGGAGAAAAAUGUGAUUGAAAACCCCUUUCACCUGAAAUCAAUACAUUGUUAAACGCAGAUCUACACGCCAGUCAAGCCACAAAUCUUUCUUUUUUUAACAAAAAUCCAUGUUUAAAAUAGAAAUAAGGCAAAAAGGUGUUUCUUUGUUGAACUAAUUUGCAAAUGUCCACCCAGAUUCCUUGCAUUAGUAACAUCACUGCAAAUUUGAGAUUUCUGUGGGAAAAGCAAGUCUUAUGGCUUGACUGGUGUGUGCAGAUCUGUGUUUAACAAUGUAUUGUGUGUGUGUGUGUAUAUAUUCUUUGUUGUUGUUUUUUUCAACUAUGCAUUUGAUAGCAAUGUGGCAGGCACAAUCUAUGAAUGUACUGUAAUGGCAAAAUAACAUGCUGUGCUUGGAAUAACAGCUGCACUUUUGGGCAAAACAAAUUUCUGUACAUCUAAUUAUACAUUGAUUUUCUGUUAUUUGCUGUGUCUCUGUGUGUGUGUGUGUGUGUGUGUGUGUAUAUAUAUAUAUAUAUAUAUAUAUAUAUAUAUAUAUAUAUAUAUAUAUAUAUAUAUAUAUAUAUAUAUAUAUAUAUAUAUAUAUAUAUAUAAUAUAUUCUAUGGUACCCAUGCAUCCAUCCUCUACAACCCUUUUUGGCAAAAUAGCUUCACUGAUCAGUGCUCUUUCCUAAAAAUGUAAGAUAUAGACUAAGAAAGCAUUAGGAAGCAAAUACAAUUAUAAACAAUCGCUUUAUUUCUAGUCAUAGUUAUGAAAACAAGUUUGUGCCUUAGUUGGUACUAAAGUGACUAACACCGUUUUGUAAAUCACUUAAGUUAUAUUGAAGGUAAAUAAAGUGUAGACCGUUUUAAGUGCCUGAUCUAGUUUAGUAAGAAGGUGUGGUUAUUACAUGGAUACAAUUUCCUUGUAAUUGUGGGAGUUUAUUUACCAUCAAUGUGUCCUACGGGUCUGUGCCAAAUGUUGUAAUACUUAUUUCCAUAGUUUACAGUGCAACGUCGUAAGAAUAUAAAUAACUGUAGAUUUAUCAGGUAUGUCUUACACAGAGCAUAUGUCUCAGACAUUUCAAUAAUGCUUACAAAGAAAUUAGUGUCACAUUAAAUAAUCUGGACAGGACAUGCAGGGUUCAAUUAACCCUUCUAUGAUAUUAUGCAAGUUGAAAACUCACUGGUAUUAGCCUGAAUUUCAGUUCCGUUAAGUAUCUUUUUAGCUAGCCUUGUGUAUGAAAUUAUAUUGUAUAAUAUUUGUGUUGUCUUGUGGUAUCUUGUCGUUUUUUUUGUGUUUUUUUAAUUUAUUUAUUUUAUAUUUUAUAAAAGCGGAAAGGAGGAAGAGAAAAGGAUAGGAAAUAAUCAGGAUGAAUAUACAUCAAAGCACAUCAUACAUGAAUAUGCAUAUUGUUAUUGCUUAUUGAGAUUUAUUUGGUUUCAGUUCUGCAUGGCCCUAUGGUGUUUUUAUUUUUAUUUUUUAAUAUUUAAUUUUGGCACAUUUAAUUUACUUUUUCUUUUUUUUUGGUCUUAUCUCCUGGAAUCCAGAACAAUUGACAAAUGAACCAGUGGCAAGUGACCCUUUUGUGUGUUUCUGUUCCCGUGUUUAGAUUUAGCAAUAUAAGCACUGUAUGUAACAUGUACCAUAUGUUUGUAUACUCUUUGUGUGUAAGUGAUCCAAUGGCUGUACAGGUGCAGUGGAUGCCUGGCUACAUCUGUGAGCGAAUGUUUGAAUGAUGGGAGCAGAAUGCAGAGCACAUAGUAAAUUAGACUUAAUUAUAUGCACCUGAUUCCUUUUUCUUCCUUGAGCUCUCGUGGAACAUUAACCCUUUGGAUAAUUACCAGGUCAGUGCUGAGUUUGUUAAUCAUGGCAUGCUGCAGUCUGCUCUCUGAAGGGAGAUAACUCCUUUUCUUUACUAUAAAUUACAGUUUAGUACUUUUAACUCAGAAUGCCUGCUAAUGCAUCAGUACAUGCUUUUAAAUCAAGACUGUUUGACUUGAAGGAGUCUUUAAGCAUGCUAUGGUUAGGAUCAAGUAAUAUUGGCUGAGGCGUGUCUGUGGAUCUUAUGGCAUGGUUUGAUUAUGCUUGGCAGUGUUUACUGAACAUGGUUUGGCAAUACCUGGGAGAAAGGCACAUUCAAUUCACAUAUUUGUUCAAAUUCCGGUAUAUUUCAGUUAACUUUGUGCCGAAAGUUGGGCAUAGCUUGGGGAAUUCUGUACAUAUUCUUGACUUGGAAAGAUAUUCUAUGGAAAAAGAAUGUACUUUGACACUCUGUGAAAUGUUUUAGAAUAUAUAUGGAUUACUGUUCUUCUGAAUGAAGCUCGCUCACUCAUUCUCUGUUCAAGACAGAAUGUAUAGAUUAUUACGUUUUCUGAUGUUUGGAUUUUGGUUCCUGCUCUGAGCUGCUCCUACAUGUGUGUACUAUAAAUCCAGAGAUUCUACAUGUGGCAGUGUAAACUCACAGUGGCAUCUAUAGUUGCUAUUUAUAUAACAUAAGACUUAAUAAAACAUGAACAUAUUAUCUAUUUGUCAUACUGGGUACAUGAAAUGUUUUCUGAGGUACCUCUAUGCCAUAGCACUCUCCCUCUAAUCUAUGAAUUAUGUCUUCUUUAUAAAACUUCCAUUGUCCUUUGUUAGAACUGUCUCUUUACCUCUCCAAAUUGAUCUCUCCUUUAACAUAUAGUAGCACUAGCCUGCUUUCAUUUUUAAAAUGUUGUUUUACUUUUAAGACCUCUUUAAAGGUUCACUAUAGGGUCAGGAACACAAACAUAUAUUCCUGACCCUAUAGUGUUAAAACCACCAGCUAGCCCCCUCUGGGCCUCUCAAGCCUCUAUAAAUUAGCAAAAUCUUACUGUAAUCAAGCCAGAAGCUGUAACUCUGCAUGCUGUUUGCCUAAAAAAAACAAGCAGUCUGCUGACAUCAUCAGAAGUGGUAGCCUGAUCCAAUUACAGUGCUUCCCCACAGGAUGGGCUGAGAAUGACAGAGACAGAUCAUGGGCAGAGCCAGCAUGAUUCAAACACAGCCCUGGCCAAUCAGCAUCUCCUCAUAGAGAUGAGAUGAAUUGAAUCAAUGAGGAAAGUUCAGUGUCUGCAUGCAGAGGGAGGAGACACUGAAUGUUUGGAUGCAUUUUAGGCAGCCAUGACCCAGGAAGGAUCUCUAACAGCGAUCUGAGGUGUGGCCAGUGAAGUGAUCACUAGGCUGUAAUGUAAACAGCGCAUUUUCUCUGAAAAGACAGUGUUUACAGCAAAAAGCCUGAAGGUAAUUAUUUUUCUCACCAGAACAAAUGCAAUAAGCUGUAGUUGUUCUGGUGAUUAUAGUGUCUCUUUAAUGUUACUGAUAUUUUUCGAACCCCCUUCUCUCCCAGUGCCUCUCACUAUGCUUUGAAUUGUUCUUUUUGACUUUUUUUUUGUCUACUUUAAGUUGUUUUGAAUCUCUCACACCCUGUUUCUUCUCCCUCCCAGUAUGAAUUCAAAGCCAAGAACAUAAAGAAGAAAAAGGUGAAUAUCAUGGUAUCCGUGGAUGGAGUAAAAGUCAUCCUGAAGAAGAAGAAAAAGGUGAAAAAAAUCUCAUGUUAUGUGCCCACUAAAUAGAUUUUUUUUUUUUUCCUUUUCUUCAGAAAACCAUGUAUAUAUUUCUAUUAAUUGAUAUAAAUGCUAAUAAUUGUGCGUUAAAUCUACAAGAAAUCAGACUGAGAAUUUGAGUUUUCUGGUCCAUAACUAUUUUCCUCUCCUUUAUUGAUGACAGGAUUGUACAUGACUUCUGUAGGAGUUUCGAUCAACUGUAUCAUAAAGGGUUGAACAAGAUAGAUUUGAAUCUGGUAUUCAUUCUAAAUUGCUGUGUCAGUAAGGUGUGUCGUGUAGCAGUUCUUUUCUUAUCUGUGCAUCUAUUGAUUAUAUUAUUAUUGUCCUCUCACUUUUGAAGGGGUUCUUCUCAAAUGCGGUGGAGUUUGUUUUUAUCUGCUUUAAUACUUUUUGGAGGAAGAUCGUCUUCUCGAUCUAUGAAGGAUUAUUUCUUUGUCUAUUUUUCCUUGAGUAAUUUUUUUUAGAUCAUUAUAGGUGCUUCAUAUAUAAGUGUAUAUUAUAAUUAAAAAAGACCUUGCACACCUACUCAGUUGUUUGAAACACGGUGCUCGAUUGCACUGAUUAUGCAGGACAAAAAAAAUCUGCACUCCCGGGUCUUUUCACACAAAACUUCUUUACUAGAAAAGUGUCAACAACAGUGGCGUACAUACCAGGGUCGCAGGGGUCGCGGCUGUGACCGGGCCCGGCCCACCAGGGGGCCCGGCCGCCCCUGCGACCCGGUAUAUACCCACAGGGCCAGCCUCUUCUCCUGGGGGGCCCAGGAGGCGGCCACCUCAGGCCCCCCGAGGCUGGCCCUGCUGACCCCAGCGGGCAGGCAGGCAGGCGCGCGAGGGAGCACUCAGUGCUUCCUCUUCAGCUCCCUCGCGCACCGCACUGAUGCCGGAGCCGGAAGAUGACGUCAUCUUCCGGCUCCGGCAUCCCUACGCGGCGCGCGAGGGAGCUGAAGAGGGAGCACACAGGGGAAAGUGCUCCCUCGCGCGCCGGCUGGCCAUGCAGCCCGCCCACCCAGUGACCAGAAGCCCAGCAGUACCACUGGACCCCAGGGAAUCCCCCCAGCACUCCAAAAGGUAAGGAGGCUGGGGGGAUUAAAUUUGAAAAAAAAAUGUGUGUGUUAGAGUGUGUGUGUGUGUUAGUGUGUCAGUAUUUGUUUGUGUUAGUGCGUGUGUUAGUGUGUGUGUCAGUGAAUGUGACACACACACUAAAACUAGAGGGACCUGGCACCCAGACCACUUCAUUGAGCUGAUGUGAUCUGGGUGUCUGUAGUGGUCCUUUAAGUGUGUGUGCAUACCGCGGUCGCGGGGUCGCAGCCCUGCAACCCCUGCGACCAGGUUCCCGCCACCAUGUGUUGCGACCCCGACCCGCGCCGUGUAAGUGCGCGCGGGGCAGGGGGGGGGAGGGGGGGGAAUCCACGGAUCAAUUUUUGCACCGGGGCCCCAUGGGUCAUGUGUACGCCACUGGUCAACAAUCGUUUCAGUUCCCAGUGGGCUGGCAUUCCUGCUCUUGGUAUACAUAGUGGUUAUUUCCUGAUGUUUGCCACAGUAUUGUCUGGCCACUGACCAGAUCUAUCGUUAGAAACUUUCCAUGUGUUUAGUAUUUUCACUACUGCCCUCCCACCAGCCCCAGUGCAGGGAGAUAGGUAUACAAGUCUGACCUCUAGCCAUAAUGUUAUUUUAGACAACAUUGUUCCCCUCUCAUGCUUGGCUGACAUAAUCAGAACUGGUGGUCUGAGCCAAUAACAAUGCUUCCCCAUAGGAUUGGCUGAGACUGUCAAGAGACAGAUCAGGGGAGAGCCAGUACAAGUCAAACACAGCCCUGCCCAAUCAGCAUCUCCUCAUAGAGGUGAAUUGAAUUAAUGCGUCUCUAUGAGGAAAGUUCAGUGUCUCCAUGCAGAGGGUGGAGACACUGAAUGGCAGUGCUGCACACUGUGCAGCAUAUCCACAGGAAGCGCCUCUAGUAGCCAUCCAAAGGAGUGGCCAGUGGAGGUAUCCCUAGGCUGUAAUGUAAACACUGCAUUUUAUCUGAAAAUUCAGUGUUUACUGCAAAAAGCCUGAAGAGAAUGAUUCUACUCACCAGAACAAACACAAUAAGUUGUAGUUGUUCUGGUAACUAUAGUGUCCCUUUAAGGCAUGGUGAUAGGUGUUCAACCCGUUUUUCUCUCCGAAGGCCUCAAUCCCCUCCUAACCAACACCGUAACUGGUCAACCAUCCAACCAAUUUCAACAGUAGUUAUUGUUUUUAAAGGUUAUUGUUACGUUCUGGAGGUGUUUCUUUAAAUUAGAAGUGUUCCCUUUAGUGAGGUCGUGAUGGUUGUAUUACUGGGGAAGGUGUUCUAUCACACAUUAGAACAUAGAAACAGAGGGCAGCUAUAACCUAAAAAGAAUGUCUUUUCGAGCUGAACAUGCCUCCUGGUGUUAUCAUUGUUUCGGGAUGGUAAUUCUCCCAUUAGGUUUUGAGCCUUUUCCAAGUGAAGUGUUCUUUUCCUCGGGUUAUUAUUAAAAACAAUUACUACUCUGUUGGUUGAAUUUCAUGAUGUAGCAUUGCUUUUUUUUUUUUUUUACUUUGUUGCAACAAAAUAAAUUAUUUUAUAGCUACAUAAAGUUACUCGGAAGCUUGUUUCAUUCUCCCCGUAUUUUAUGACCAAAGCAUUUUUAUUUGUACAUGUAAAUUCUGCAUAUUAUGGAAUAGAUGUGUGCUAAAAAUUAGUUUUUUGUUUCUUUUGAUUACAAUGUGUUCCUAUUGUACUAACUUUUUUUAUGCAUUCAUUCUGCUAAAAUAAAGAGCUGAAUUAUAUGUUCUGGCUUUUUUUUGUGUGCAGAGAGUUUAACAGAUGUCAUGGAGGAUGGUUGCUUAUCUCCUACUUAAGAAAGGGUAUUUUCAAAGAGAUUUUAGAAUUGAACUACUUCCUGUUCUUUAUGUCAAUCUAUUCAAAUAGCUACAGAUUGUGAUCAGGGCUUUUAAAAUCUGCUGUAUAAGUGAGGUGUUUUUUAUUUAUUUAUUUAUUUUUUUAAAUUUUCUUUUACCUUUUUACAUACUGUAUCUAACUCUGCAGAAUGUAUUGGUGCUAUAUAAGUAAAUUGCAUAAAUAAAUAAAGGAACACUAUAGUCACCUACAUUACUUUAGCUAAAUAAAGCAGUUUUAGUGUAUAGAUCAUUCCCCUGCAAUUUCACUGCUCAAUUCACUGUCAUUUAGGAGUUAAAUCACUUUGUUUCUGUUUAUGCAGCCCUAGCCACACCUCCCCUGGCUAUGAUUGACAGAGCCUGCAUGAAAAAAAAAACUGGUUUCACUUUCAAACAGAUGUAAUUUACCUUAAAUAAUUGUAUCUUAAUCUCUAAAUUGAACUUUAAUCACAUACAGGAGGCUUUUGCAGGGUCUAGCAAGCUAUUAACAUAGCAGGGGAUAAGAAAAUCUUAAUUAAACAGAACCUGCAAUAAAGAAAGUCUAAAUAGGGCUCUCUUUACAGGAAGUGUUUAUGGAAGGCUGUGCAAGUCACAUGCAGGGAGGUGUGACUAGGGUUCAUAAACAAAGGAUUUAACUCCUAAAUGGUAGUGGAUUGAGUAGUGAGGCUGCAGGGGCAUGUUCUAUACACCAAAACUGCUUCAUUAAGCUAAAGUUGUUCAGGUGACUAUAGUGUCCCUAUACAUUUUAACCGAUUUAGUUUAAAAUCUUGAAGGUUGUUAAAGGGAUACUAUGGGAACCAAACCAUUUUUGCUUAAUAAAGCAGUUUUGAUGUAUAGAGCAGCCUCUCCAUUCUCACUGCUUAAUUCUCUGCCAUUUCUGUCGUUUCAACCCUAUUCAUACCUCUCUGCCUGUGACUUUCAUAGUCUUCCUAAACACUUCCUGUAAAGUUAUUUCCUGUUUACACUUCCUUUAUUGCAAAUUAUGUUUAAUUUAACAUUCAUCUCCUGCUCUGUUAAUAAACUUCUAGAGCCUCCUGUUCAUGAUUAAAGUUCAAUUUAGAGAGUAGGACAUAAAAACAUGUAAAGCAAAGACUUGACUUAAUAAUAAAGGGACACUGUAGGCACCCAGACCACUUCAGCUCAUUGAAGUUGUCUGGGUGCUGUGUCCCUAUUGCACUUAGUGCUGCAAUGUAAAACAUUGCAGCUCUAAGUCUGCCCUCAGUGUCUGUCUACUAGACAGCCACUUGGAGCGCUUCCAGAAUCAAGACAGACCUUUGGUCCAUUAUCUGAAGCUGGACGUCCUCGCGCUCUGCAUGAAGACCUCCAGUGUCCGUUUUUCCCUAUUGAAAAGCAUUGAAUAUUGCUUUCCUAUGGGAAAAUGCUAAUGUGAACGCAGCCAUUGCCACGCAUUAGGUCUCCCCCGCCAGCUUACGACGGCGGGGGAGAGGAGCAUGGACGGAGCUUGACCCAGUGUGGGCGGAGCCUGACAUCGGCUCUGGAUUCAGGUAAGUGGGUAAAACACAUGCACUCUCUGACAGACAACUUCAGCCCCACGGGAGUGGGGGGGCGCGAGGUAAGGGGGCACCUUUUAAGCCUAUAGUGCCAGGAAAACAUCUUGAAGGGAUUUAAGGGAUUCCCAUUAGUAAAUAGUGAAAUAAAAGCCAGUUCAUACCCAACUGAUCUGCUCUUUUUAAUCAUUAAGGACAACUCCUCUUUAACUCCCCUAUUGGAAGAAAUUAACAAGUUUGAAGUGAAUUAUGAAAGAAACGACACGUUAACUAAAAACGCACUCUCUGACUGACACACACAUUUUCUCAUACACUCACAAAUUAUUUAUUUACUUUUUCAAUUUACAUCACCAGAGCCUUUCCCACCUUUGUGAGAGCUGUAAUGGAUCCAUUCCUUUGGGUCAAGUGGAGCUUGUGUAAUCGUCAAGCUUUUCUUGCUCUGCUGCAACUGCUGCAGGAAGAUUUCUGCUCCCUUAGCUUUCUGGCUCCACGCUCCUCCAGCUGGUCGCAUCCACACUACCUUGGGCUGACAUACACCAGGAGAAUCAUCUUGCCUCCCUAAAUAUAGUAAAAUCUUACUUGUAUUCAAGUCUACAGCUGCUGGCUCUGCCCCUGUUUGCCUCUGACCUGUCUGGUGGUCUGAGCCAAUCACAAUGCCUUCAUAUAGGAUUGGAUGAGACAGUCAAAGAGGCAGAUCGGGGCAGAGCCAGCCAGUGCUGUAUUUGCCACAAGGCAAACAAGUGGGCGGCAAAAAACUCUGCCCCCAAAUGCCCAGGCAAAUGCCUUGUUAGCCUUGGGGCAGGCAGCUAGCUGAGGCCCAGGCGGGCAGCGAGGGAGCGCUGAUUUCUGAGUUCUUCCUGCUCAGCUUCCUUACGCGCUGCAGAGUGGAGCCGGAAUAUGACGUCCCAUUCCGGCUCCCGGCAUCACUUUGCAGCACACUAGGGAGCUGAGCAGGGAGAGCUCACAAAUCAGUACUCCCUCGCUGCCUGCCUGGAGAGCAACUAGCUGCCUUCCUGCCUGCCCAAACAGCCCGGGCAGCAGCCCCACUGGGUCCCAGGUAAAAAAUCCUCCUAGCUCUCCCAAAGGUAGGGAGGCUGGGUAGAUUUAAAUUAAAAUUAAAAAAAAAAAUCUGUGAGUGUUUAGGGGGGUGAGGGGGAGUGUAUGUGUCUGUGAGUGUGUCUUGUCAGUGAAUGUGUGUGUCUGUGAGCGAGCCUGUGUGUCUGAGUAACUGUGUGUCUGUAAGUGUGACUGUGAGUGUGUGUUUGUGUCUGAGUGACUGUGUGUGCCUGUGAGUGUGUGUGUGUUUCUAUGAGGGAGCGUGUGUGUGUGUGUAUGUCAGUGUAUCUGAGAGUGUAUUUCUGUCAGUCAAAGUGUGUGUUAGUCUUUAACAGGAAGAGGUGUUGCUUUGACAGGAAGGGGUGGGGCAAAUGUAAAUUAGGGGGUGCCCGAGUUUUGUCAAGCCUAGGGCAGCACAGAUUCAAAAUACACCACUGGAGCCAGCACAAAUCACACACAGCCCUGGUCAAUCAGCAUCUACUCGCAUAGAUGCAUUUAAUCAAUGCAUCUCUGAGGAAAGUUCAGUGUCUGCAUGCAGAGGGUGGAGACACUACAUGGGAGUGGCCAGUGUUUGCAUGAAAAUGCCUGCUGGGAAUGAUUAUACUCACUAGGACCAACUACAUUAAGCUGUAGUUGUUCUGGUGACUAUAGUAUCCCUUUAAGGUAAAAUAGUCAAACUGAAAACAUAAUUGACUUUGAUCCGGUAAUAGACUUAGAAAAUGUUUCUAUCAGGUUUUUUCCAAAAUCACUCCACUACAAAUGCCCUUAAGGAACAAGGAGACCUAACUGGAGCUAUUUUCCUUGAACUUGCAAAGGCCUUUUGACACAGUAGACCACAACGUUCUACUGCACAAACUAAAAAACUCAUGUAUCGAUGAUGGUCCGCUAACCUGGUUUCGAUCAUAUGUAUCGGAUCGAUCACAAUAUAUGUCCAUUUCUAACAGCAACUCGCUCCCUCUCCCAGUCACGUGUGGUGUUUCCCAAGGUUUCAUUCUCGGCCCCCUACUAUUCACAUUUUUUGUAAAUGAUCUGCCUAAUGUAUGCAAAUCCUCAAAUUUACACAUAUCCGCAGAUGAAACCGUCAUCUAUAAAAGCAAAUCCGAUCUACCGAGACUGUGCUCCAAGACCAGUUUACAGAGGUAGAAAAGUGGAUCACAAAAAACAAACUCUUCCUAAACACUGCCAAAAUUGUCACAAUGAUCUUUGGAACAGUACCUAAAUUGCACAAAUUACAAAAUUCCCAUCUAUCAAUCAAAACAAAAUCAAAUAGCACACUGACCGCAGUCAAGUCUUUCAAAUACUUGGGUACGUUGUUAGACCCCAAUCUAUAUUUUUUCCACCCUAUAGAAAAACUUGCAUCUAAACUUUAUCCAAAACUAGGUGCCCUGUACAGAAACAAAUCCUGCCUAAGCCCUACAGUAAAGGAAAAGCUUGUUCAGUAAAUGCUGAUGCCAAUCAUUGAUUAUGGGGAUGCAGUAUAUGCACUUGCACCACAAACCCACCUUAAUAAACUUAAUACAUUGCAUAACGUGUUCUGCUCCAAUGUAAUUACAUGACCCACCAUUGUGACAUGCUAAGAGAACUAAACAGGCUGUCGCUGGAAUCCAUACGCACCCUUCAUCUUUCCAGCCCGGUGUUUAAGAGCUUUUCUGGGAAACUACCCUACCUGAGCAGAAUGCUCUCCCCGGCUGUUCCCACCUCCUAUAACCUCCCAUCCAGUACCAGCUCUUUAUUGAGUCUUCCUUUUCCUACAGAGCACCGCAAUUAUGGAACGACCUCCCGCACACUUUUAAAUCUUUCCCAGGCCUAAAAUCCUUUGAGAUCCCUCUCUACAUAUCUCAAAACAGAAUGCACCUGUCAUGGUUGACUAUAUAUUUCCUACCUCUUCUAUAUAAAAUUUUGUAUAUAUUGUGUAUUAAUAUUGUUUUUGUAUUAUAUUGUACCCUAUUGUAUCAAUGCAAUGUUUUGUGGGAUAUACUUAAAAACAAGAUAAAUCUCAACGUAUCCUUCCUGGUAAAAUAUUUUAUAUUCAUAACAAACUUUUGUGUUAGGGAUAAAAUAGGCACAAAACAACUUCAGCUUACUUAAGCAGUUUUGGUGUAUAGAUCAUGCCACUGUAUAGAUCAUGCCACUGUUCAGUUUCCUUCCAUUUAGAGGUCAAAUCCCUUUGUUUAUACAGUCCUCCCUGCAUGUGACUUGCAUAGCUUUCCUAAAAACUUUCUGAAAAAGAACCUAUAGAUUUUAGGUUCAUGUAUUUUGCAAAGGCCUUUGACACAGUAGACCACAACGUUCUACUGCACAAACUAAAAAAACUCAGGUAUUGAAUCUGUUUAUCUAGAAUUUCUUAUCUCCUGCUAUGUGUAUAGCCUUCUAGAACCUACAUGAGCCUCCUGUAUGUGAAUAAAGUGCAAUUAACAGAGCAGGAGAUACAAACAAAGCAAGUUAAAGUCUGAUUGAAAAUGAAACCUUUUUUUUUUUUUAUGCAGACUGUGUCAGUCAUAGCCAGAGGAGGUGUGGCUAGGACUGCAUAAACAGAAACAAACGUGGUUUAACUACUAAAUGGCAGAGAAUUGAACAGUGAUUCUGCAGGGGUAUGAUCUAUACACUAAAACGGCUUAAUUAAACUAAAGUUGUUUUGAUGCCUACAGUGUGCCUUUAACCUAAAGCAUAAAUUACGUCCAAGAUUAUGUUGCCUAUUUGUCCUCAUGCACGUGAUAGUCUGAGUUCCAUUUGUAUCCUUGAAGAAGAUUCUGUUCCUGACACUGUUUGUCCUAUUGCAGAAAAAGGAGUGGGCCUGGGAUCAGAACAAGAUGCUAGUUAUGCAGGAUCCUAUUUACAGGUUAGUACGCAUGAUUUACACUGUUCAGCUACUUUGUUCUUUUUGUUGAAUUUGAGUUUUACAUUUGUCAAGGAAGGUCAAAUACAAUUGUCAGGGUGUUUACUGUACCAGGAAUUUUCAGGCAUUGACCAAGGAAGCACACUAAAUGCCAACAAUUAGCAAAUCACGGGUCCUUUCCCUAUCUUAACGUGAUUCUGGUAGCGUAGAAGGAAGCACUGAGAGUAAAAUGAGUGAUCUCUCUUCUUCUUGGAAUUCCACUGUUGUAAGCAUUAAUUAAAAAAAAAAUUUUUUGUGAAUAUAGUUUUUAUUUUCAAUAGUCAACUGAUAUUGGUUAACUGUAUGCAGGUUGGGACUCGCAGGUCCAGCUGAAGAGACGCACAGGUCUCCGUAACGUUAGUUUGAGCACGAUUUCUGAGACUCGCCGGUCUUCAUUGUUUAGCAUAGAAAAACUCAUGUUGGACUCGCAGGUCCCUUAUGUGUUUGAGCAUAAAUAUAACAUAAGCAUUGGUAUUAUUCUGCGUCUUAUGUAGGUGCAAUAUUGUUUUGUGGCUAGGUUGGAGGUGUAUGGGGGGAUGGGGUGUUUGGUUCCCCGGGUGGGGGCUUGGGGGGACCAUCAUAGUGGCUAGGUGUUGGUCCCAAUGUUGCAUGUUGGUGCGUGGCAGGGCCCUGUCUAUCAUUCUAUCUUCCCAUGAAGAGGGGUUGUGCUGUAGGGGUCUCGGUUUGAAGCAUGUUGUAUAAGAAGGAUACGCCGUGUGGGAUGGGGUCUGGGUUUAUUUUUAUUUUUUUUACAAUCUUUAUUUUCAUUUCUACCUGAAAAAAAAAAUGGUAUUGAAAUAGCAAAACUAGCAUGUAGGAAUGAACAAGAACUUUCACAACCAAUAAAAAGAGAGUUUUUAUAUCCAUUAUCAUGGUUACAUCCACUGAAUGCCACAUAGCCCGACACUAGCCUAUUUAUAUUGGGUUGUUUGAGCUCCAUAGAGUGAUAAAUCAUGAUCUUGCCGCACCGAGGAAGUAGUGCCUGACACUUCCAUAUAACAAACCUUAUCUGGGCACCAGUAGGGAACCUAAAAAUGUUUCAUGUGUCUAGUUGCAAAUCAGUGGUUGUGUGCUACAUUAUCCUAUUAAAACAUGAGUCAAAGAUUAUAUAUCCUUUUCAAUGUGUUUUUAAAUGGUGUAAUUUUCAGAGAAGUUGUAAUUCCACUUUAAGUUCUCUUGCUGCCAGGAGUGUUCCUUUAAGGUACAUUCCUCCUGACAUCAAUCCCUGCAGCCUUUUGUAUUCACAUUUCUCAUGUAAUAAAUUAGGAAUGGCAGUACCUGGCAGGAUUUACUUACGGAGACUGUAUAUUGUGUUUCUUCUCCUUUUACCUAAUGUGGUUUUAUUAUUGCUUAUCCCUUUUUCUAACCUGUUUAUUUACCUAAAGGAUAUUCUACGUUUCUCAUGACUCUCAAGAUCUCAAAAUCUUCAGCUACAUUGCCAGAGAUGGAACCAGUAAUGUAUUCCGCUGCAAUGUCUUCAAAUCGAAGAAGAAGGUAAUGUGUGCUUUUAUAUAUACAGAACUAAACAAUUCCAUGGUUAUUACUCCAUUAUCGGGCACUUCGGUAACCCAUUACCAAACCUCCAUAGAUCUAUGUCUUUAAUCUAUUAAUUGCCAAUACACAUUAUUGAAAUCUUUUGUAAUAUUAAAGGUAAAAAAAAAAAAAACUUUUUUUUUUUUUUUUUUUUUUUUUUUUAAGUAGCUGGUUCACGGUUCCAUAGUUCAGUUUUCAUGAAAUACAAUGUAUUAACUCCUGAGCAGUAGUGAUGUCCCGAACGGUUCGCCACAGACUCAUCAUUGAGUAAACUUUGACCCUGUACCUCACAGUCAGCAGACACAUUCCAGCCAAUCAGCAGCAGACCCUCCCUCCCAGCCCCUCCCAACUCCUGGACAGCAUCCAUUGUGAAGCUGCAUUCUUAGUGAGCUGUCCAGGAGGUGGGAAGGUCUGGGAGGGAGGGUCUGCUGCUGAUUGGCUGGAAUGUGUCUGCUGACUGUGAGGUACAGGGUCAAAGUUUACUCAAUGAUGAGUCCAUGGCAAACCGUUCGCGUACCGUUCGAACAGUUUGGGACAUCACUACUGAGCAGUUUUUCCAUGUGUUUUUAGCACUUGACUCAUUGCCAUGAACAAUUUUUUUUGGUUUGGAGGAAGGGUGGAUUUCUAUAAUGACUAAAUGAAGAUCUUUGGGGAGACAAGCUAAAACAACUCAGAAAUAAAGCAUUUAGCAAUCUGAAACCAGUCAACAGAAUAACAUGAUUGAUUGCAAUGGCAGAUAAAAUGAAUUUACUAGCAUAACACACUUUGUUGCACAUGGCAUUUAAUGGGACACUCUAUGCCUUUCAGUGAACACCUUUCAAUGUGUUAUAUGGUGUAUAAUGCAUUGAUAUGAAUGAAAUAAAGAUGAAAUUAAACAAUGAACCUGCUGUUGCUGCUAUCACACUGCAAACUGAUCCCUGUUUGAUCAGGAAGCAACACCACAAAUCACGAGCCUUGCAUUCUUGUCUGCAGGUUUUUUCUUGUCUCAUGAACUCCUUUUAAUCAGCGGUCUAUGGGAUAUGUUUCUCAGCUUCAAGUCACAGAUUUGAUAAGGGAACUGCUUGAUAAACUGAUAGUCACCAUACCACACCUGCCAUUUUCACAGCCCUAGGCCCAGUUUUGUUAAUGGGGCAAUAUAGUUACAUAGCUGGAAAGAGACAUGCAUCCAUCAAGUUUUUCUUUACUCACAUUUGUUUUUGCGGUUGAUCCAAAAAAGGCAAAAAAAUCCAGUCUGAAGUGUUUCCAAUUUUGCAACAAACUAGGGGGAUAUAAUCCUCCUUGACCCCCAAAAUAGCAGUCUAUCUCCUUGGAUCAAGAUGCUAUUACCCCACUAAUUAAAAUGUAUAUUAUGAUUUUGCAAGUAUUUACGCAAUUGCUGUUUAAACAUCCGUAUAAACUCUAAUAAAACCAUCUCUUCAGACCGAGAAUGCCACAACCGUAUUUUUAUGACUGUGAAAGAGAAAGAGACUAUUGCUGUGUUAAAACGGUGACUUUCUGUAAAAAAAUCCCCUCAUAACUCCUUUUAAACGAAUCAAUAAAAUAAACUAAAAAACACACAAACAGAAACAAGUUGUUUUUUUUUGUUAGAUCUUUGAGAAGACUGGUACCUGCAGAGGCCCAGAUGAAAUCUGAGAAGCAUCCGCUGCAGACUCUUAUCUCAAAGGCCAUACACUGUACCAGAUGGAGCAUUUGUUAGUGGUUCUGCCUGGCACAAACUGCAUUCCUAAAAUCCAGAAAUACAGUGUUUCCAGAGCAGUAAUCCUUUAAUGACCCUUGCACUUUGACACUGUUAAGUAGAAUUAACAAUAAUGUAUUUAAUCACUAAAACACCCAUAGUAUUACAAUUUAAUAACUUCUCAUUAAUAGACAAUUACAAAUAUUUAUAUAAUGCCAACAUAUUCCAUAGCGCUGUACAAUAUGGAGUAUUUAAUUCUAACAUAACACGUAUGACAUACAGGAACAGUAGGUGAAGAAGGCCCUGCCCAAAUAAAAUUACAAUCUAAAGGACAAAUAGGGUGUUUUUGAUGGAUAACUCAAAAAGGAAGUUUGACAAAGAGAUCUUGUUUCUUUUUUUUUUUUUACUAAAUGCAGUACUCUAAACUACAUCAAUUUGGGACGGAUGGAGAAGAAGGGGUUAAACACAUACCUUUCUCCAGCGCCGGGCUCCCUUGGUGCUGGAGACUCUCCUCCUCCUUUCCCCGUCAUCGGCUGAAUACGCAUGCGCGGCAAGAGCUGCGCCCGCAUUCAGCCAGUCUCAUAGGAAAGCAUUCUCAAUGCUUUCCUAUUGACGCUGGCGUCUUCUCACUGCGAAAAUCAAUGAGACAGCCACUAGAGGCUGGAUUAACCCAUAGGUAAACAUAGCAGUUUUUCACAUUUGCAACUUCUCUGAAACUGCUAUGUUUACAGCAGAAAGGGUUAAUCCUAGGUGGCACUGGCACCCAGACCACUUCAGUAAACUGAAGUGGUCUGGGUGCCUAUAGUGGCCUAUAGUGGUCCUUUAAUUUGUGUUUCCACAAAUCAAGGUUACAAAAAAGGUUCAUGUAACAGCAUUAUAAUCACAGCUUGGUUCUUUUAGCCGAAAUUUUGCCUUUUGAUUUUCACUUCAGUCAGUGUGCAGUAAAUAACAUUCUUUCAAAUGUAUCAGACUUCUAGAAGCAUAAAGGUUACCUUUAACCCCUUAGGGACCAAAUUUCUGGAAUAAAAGGAAAUCAUGACAUGUCACACAUGUCAUGUGUCCUUAAGGGGUUAAAAGGUACAUUUAUUUAUUUUUUAUUUCUUAAAAUAACAUUCAAGCAUUCAUAAUGCAAAACUUAUACGAGUGUACUUUGUAUGAAAUGCAUUUUCACCUAAAUAUUGUGCCAGCAGUCUAGUAUAUAAUAUUCAAAUUGUAUUUAUCAUAUAAUAUUAUACCCCGAUUUUAUUAAUUUCCUGCGUAUCAAGUUAUUUAUGCUAGCCUGUGAGAGUCUCAUGUGCGGUGUACAUCCCACUUGACUAGUGGCUUAAAGGGUUCAACCAGAAAACAGUGUUAUAAUUUGUGUUAAAGUUGAGUUUCAGAGACAUGUCGGGGUAUAAAUUUUAAACAUACAUCGAGAUACACUUCGGUUUGUGAUGGCAAAAGGUAACAAUGCGUAUCAAGUUGCAAAAAUGGCAUCAUAGUACAACAGUGGUAUAGAGAAAUCCGUAAAUUCACAGUACCACUAAUGCUAUACAUAAAGGCAAGUUGAAGUGGCAUUCUCAUUUUACGUUUGAUCAUGACAGCUUUCUGUAAGGUGGUAAAACACUUUUUGGUUAGAUUAACCCUUCCUAUCCUGCUGACGCUACCUCCUAUCCCACAAACAAAUUAAAACAAGCUAAAACUUCCCUCCAUUCCAUUUCAAGUUCUCAUUUCAGCCAGAUCUCAUUUGCUGAUGUCAUGGGCGGGCUGAGGGGAUGACAUGGAGGCACAAAUAUAGGGAACAUGUCGCCAUUGGACGUCUGUCACCAGCAUGCUGUGUGUGUGUAAGAUGUCAGACGUACAAUAUACACAUGACUGACAAUAGUUGCAGGUUGACUAAUGACACCCCAAUCAGGGCCGGAUUAACAUAGGGGCUGAUGGAGCUGCAGCUCCAGGCCCAGGCCCAGGCCCAUGGAAUAGGCCCAUUGAGUUUAAAAAAAAAAGAAUUUUUUUUUUUUUUACAUUUUUUUUCACACACUUCUCUUAGGGAUUCCAUCUGGCUUUUAUUUUAUUGGUACAGCCAGUAUUUGAGGCUUCCUGGCUGGUGCCAAUAUUGCAGUGAUACUGGCAAUACAAAUGCUGGUAUUUUUCUCAGUAUAAACAAGAGAUUACUCUGCAAUACCAGCACUGGCCAGUAGGGGUCGCUGUAUGUGGAGAGAGGCAGGGAUAGGAAGUUACAGCAUAUCCCUCCCUGCCUAUCUAUACUCACUGAUCUCCAGGGGUGCAGCUACAGAAAGUCCAGACAGCAACUCCCACCCUGCAGAGACAGCCUACAGCUCAGGGAAGUAAGGGAUGGGGGAAAGGCUGCAAGGAGACAUGGGGACACUGAGACACUAAGGGGCACUGGGAGACAUUAUGGCAGACACUGAGACACUAAGGGACAUCGGGAGACAUUAUGGCAGACAUUGAGACACUAAGGGACUUUGGGAGACUUUAUGGCAGACACUGAGACACUAAGGGACAUUGAGAGACAUUAUGGCAGACACUGAGACACUAAGGGACAUUGAGAGACAUUAUGGCAGACACGGAGACACUAAGGGCACUGGGAGACAUUAUGGCAGACACUGAGACAUUAAGGGACAAUGGGAGACAUUAUGGCAGACACUGAGACACUAAGGGACAUUGGGAGACAUUAUGGCAGACACUGAGACACUAAGGGACAUUGGGAGACAUUAUGGCAGACACUGAGACACUAAGGGACAUUGAGAGACAUUAUGGCAGACACUGAGACACUAAGGGACAUUGAGAGACAUUAUGGCAGACACUGAGACACUAAGGGACACUGGGAGACAUUAUGGCAGACACUGAGACACUAAGGGACAUUGGGAGACAUUAUGGCAGACACUGAGACACUAAGGGACAUUGGGAGACAUUAUGGCAGACACUGAGACACUAAGGGACAUUGGGAGACAUUAUGGCAGACACUGAGACACUAAGGGACAUUGGGAGACAUUAUGGCAGACACUGAGACACUAAGGGACAUUGGGAGACAUUAUGGCAGACACUGAGACACUAAGGGACACUGGGAGACAUUAUGGCAGACACUGAGACACUAAGGGACACUGGGAGACAUUAUGGCAGACACUGAGACACUAAGGGACACUGGGAGACAUUAUGGCAGACACUGAGACACUAAGGGACAUUGGGAGACAUUAUGGCAGACACUGAGACACUAAGGGACACUGGGAGACAUUAUGGCAGACACUGAGACACUAAGGGACAUUGGGAGACAUUAUGGCAGACACUGAGACAUUAAGGGACAAUGGGAGACAUUAUGGCAGACACUGAGACACUAAGGGACAUUGGGAGACAUUAUGACAGACACUAAGGGACACUGGGAGACAUUAUGGCAGACACUGAGACACUAAGGGACACUGGGAGACAUUAUGACAGACACUGAGACACUAAGGGACACUGGGAGACAUUAUGGCAGACACUGAGACACUAAGGUACACUGGGAGACAUUAUGGCAGACACUGAGACACUAAGGGGCACUGGGAGACAUUAUGGCAGACACUAAGGGACAUUGGGAGAUACUAUGACACAGACACAUGGGGACACAGUGUCCCCAUGUCUCCCAGCCAGUGUCCCUGGUGUCUCCGUGCCCCCUAGUCUCCCAGUGACCCCUAGUCUCCCAGUGCCCCCAGUCGGCCAGUGUCUCACUGUCCCCAUGUCUUCUAGUGCCUCCAUGUCUCUCAUUGCCUCAAGUGUCACAAUGUCCCCAUGUCUCCAAGCUAGUGUCCCUAGUGUCUGUGGCCCUGGUGUCUCUGUGUCCCCAUGUCUCCCAGUGCCCCAUGUCUCAAUGUCCCCAUGUCCCCCAGCCAGUGCCUCUAGUGUCUGUAUCCCCAUGUCUUCAAGUGUCCCCUAUUUUCCCAUUGUCCCCAUGUGUCCCAGCCAGAGUCCCCUAGUCUCCCAGUGUCACUGGUGUCUCCAUGUCCCUAGGUCUCCCCGUGUCCCCAGGUCUCCCCGUCUUCCUAGUGUCCUAGUGACAUGGGGACCCUGGGAUACAUGGGGACACAGGGAGACAUGGGGCAUUGAGACACUGUGAUACAUAGGAUCACUGGGAGACCUGGGGACACGACACUAGGGGACACUGGGAGACAUGGGGCACUGAGACACUGAUACAUAGGAACACUGAGACCUGGAGUAAUCGACACAUGGGGGCACUGAGUCAUGAGGGCACUGGGAGGAAUCCAUCUAUACAGCAGAAUCAAACUAUAGUUUUUUGGUGAUUUUACAGCAUUUUCUCUUAUGUCACUCCUUGUGAUUUACAUCAUGUGAUGUCACCCAUACAUAUUUAAUUAUGCAAAUUAGCAAGGCCGGUAUGUUUUUCCAAGAAAGGUGGCAACCCUAACUACUUUUCACAUACUCUUACUUAAGUAUGGAAACUUAAGUGGGAUGUAUGGGAACAAAACUUGUGUGGACUGGCUGACAAUGAAUAUAGUUAAAGGGACACUAUAGUCACCAGAACAACUACAGCUUAUUGAAUUUGUUCUGGUGAGUAGAAUCAUUACCGUCAGGCUUUUUGCUGUAAACACUGUCUUUUCAGAGAAAAUGCAGUCUUUACAUUACAUCCUAGUGAUAACUUCACUGGCCACUCCUUAGAUGACUGUUAGAGAUCCUUCCUGGGUCAUGGCUGCCUAAAAUGCAUCCAAACAUUCAGUGUCUCCUCCCUCUGCAUGCAGACACUGAACUUUCCUCAUAGAGAUUCAUUAAUGAAAUUCAUCUAUAUAAGGAGAUGCUGAUUGGCCAGGGCUGUGUUUGAAUCAUACUGGCUCUGACCCUGAUCUGCCUCUUUGUCAGUCUCAGCCAAUCCUAUGGGGAAGCACUGUGAUUGGAUGAGGCCACCACUUCUAAUGAUGUCAGCAGACUGCUUGUUUGUAUGAGUCUAACAGCAUGCAGAGUUACAGCUUCAGGCGUGAAUAUAGAUUUUGCUAUAUUUAUGGAGGCAUGAGAGGUCCAGGGGGGGGCUAGAUGGUGGUGUUAACACUAUAGGGUCAUGAAUUCAUGUUUGUGUUCCUGAUCCUAUAGUGAUCCUUUAAGGUAAUGCUGAUUUUGGUCUCUCUAACACUGUGGCAUGUUCCCUUUCUUCUACACUCACUACAUACAGCUUUUCUCUGUCCCAGACUAUAUACCAGGAGCUUCUGCCUGCUAGUAAGAAGGUAAGGAGACAAGUGGACCAGCGAGUGCUAGGGGACAGUCCUUAGAAAGCGUUGAGCGAGCGCAUCAUUAGAUGCAUUUAUGCCAAGCUCAGGGUGCUGUCUGCAUAAUAUGCCCUUAGUUGGCCAGCUGCAUGAUUGGCAGGCAGCCUGACAUGCAUUCAUGCCAGGCUGGCCUUCUAAUUCUUUGGGCAGACAUGUCCUCUUUUUGGGUAUGUUCGCCCCUUUUGGCAGGUUACGUGAUUUGUGUCAGUGGCACACCAUUUUACCAUGCCCAUUGACUUCCUGCUUGACUGGACACUGCUGUUAGGGGUUAUGGAUUUACUUUAAAGCUGAAAACAUAAAUUAGUGAGAGAUUAGCCUAGGGUAUGUGUUUUCCUAUAGCUGCUGUUUUCUUUCUCUCCAGCACCAUCUCCAUCAGAUACAUGAUGCUUUGGAGUGUUUUACUGUUUUUGGUAGAUAUGAUUCUGUAAUUAGGCCCGUCAUAAUUGUCAGCACCAGGCCCACUGGGCUCUUAAUCUGGCCCUGACCCCAAUGAUACUGCUGGCACCAAAAAGGGUAAAAUCUGAUGUGCAGUGUUUCACUUAAAAUCACUAAAGUGGUUGUUGAGCAUGUUACUCUUUAAUCCCAGAAUGCUGUUUAAGCAGACUAGGCACAAAGCAAGAAGUGUUGUGUGGUGUACUUUUCUACCACACAACAUACACUAAAAGCAGUUUCUGUCAAGUUUGUCUUAUACUUUUAACCUAUAUAUUUAAUGCUGAUUUUCUUUGGAAUUAAAUUGUAUUCCUUACGUUUAGACCUAGACAUUCAUACACUUGUGGACGACAGCUGAACUUUAAAUUCUCAUUUAAACCGUUUCUAGAUUAACCUGUCACCCCAUCUUUAUUCCUCAUCUCCCACUGUCUAAGUAACCCCCGUCUGCUGGGCUCCAAAUUGUCUUACGACCAGGGCUCUAUAGAGACCAUGACAUGAAGGAUCACUAUGCCGCUGACUUUUAUUAUUUACGUUGUCAUGGAGAUUUCAAUAUCUGAAAAUCUAGACUGUAGAUGGAAAGAAAACUUCUGCUAUCAACUGAAGUAUUUUUUUUCCUCAUUGUUUGAUUUUAAAAUAUAAAGCUGCUGUUAUUGGCGCUCCAAAAACAAACAAAAAAAACCCAGAAAUGUAACCUUGUCACAAUUUAUAAAUCUCUGUGGAAUUUAAUUAAAACCGUAAUUCUUCACCUUCUUUAUUAUCACACAAUGUGCUUUGUGCUUACACUGGGAGCAUAGUGUGUGGGGAACAUUUUAUAAUGAUGUACACCAAAAGGAAUGUACCUAUGUAUAGGGUGUGAUAAGACGCAUUGUACUUUAUUCGCAAAAGUCUAAAUUGUGACAAACUGAAAUCUAAAUGGCAAUAUUUUAUCUUUAAUUGUAUAAAACCAGUUAAAAAUUCAAAUUGAUAUUCCUCUCUUUUUUUUUUUUCCUUUUGUGAUACCCUGUACAUUGUGUGUUUCUUCUUCGUCUGUCUGUGGUCUCCUCUUCAGAGUUGGUCUCUCCUUGUCCCCAAUGUGGUUUCCUGUACAGAGUUGGUCUCUCCUUGUCCCUCAUGUGGUCUCCUGUGCAGUGCGGGUCUUUCCUUGUUCUUCAUGUGGUCUCUUGUACUGUCUGGGUCUCUCCUUGUCCCUCAUGUGGUCUCCUGUACAGAGUUGGUCUCUCAUUGUCCCUCAUGUGGUCUCCUGUACAGUGCGGGUCUCUCAUUGUCUCUCAUGUGGUCUCCUGUACAAUCUGGAUCUCUCAUUUUUCCUCAUGUGGUCUCCCAUACAAAACAAGGGGAAAAUACAGAAAGUGUUACUGACAAAAUAGACCACAUUAAGAACUAAGAAGGGCAAUAAUAAAAAUGAUUCUAGGUUCUCUCUGUUUUGGGCCUUUUUCUGUGCUCCAGAAAACCGCAAGCACUACUUCAAAUACCAUGUCUAUUAUUGUCACUCAUUACUUGGAUCAGCUACCUUCACCGACAUGUCUUGCCAUUUAGCGGUCAAAGAUACACUACAUUUAAUAAUUAAACUAAUACUGCAUCUAGGUGUGUAGAAAGGGACAUAAUAAAGUGAAUAAGUGAGUAUAUCUGGCCUUUCAAUAAGCUAAUGGGCCUUUUUAUAUUGCAUAGGUCGUGAUACUUGACUUCCUAUUUUUACCUAUUCACUUCCUUUUACUAACGUGAAAGCUCCUUGAAGCAGAACAUAGUUGGGAUAUUAUAUAUUACUGUUCUUCAAGACUUUUUGUUUGCUGAAUGAUGGACACUGGUGGCCCUACAGCAACUUUUCUUUAUUGCCUCACUUUGACAAGAGUAAGCAUGAAUAUUAAAGCCAUAAAAAACUUUUUUCUUCGAAUUGAAUAUGCAAUAAUGCUGUCCACUUUCAACACUCUGUUAAAUAGACAUUUCAACAGUUAAAGAUAAAAUGAACAUAAUUACUAAUCAGUGUGCAGUAUUCUGCACAAUAUAGAAUGUUGACUAUACAACAGUUUAAAUAACAGCCCUAAAGAAAUACCAUGAGAAUUAUGAAAAAUGUAAGCAUGUUCCACUAAAUGUUAUUAAAGCUCCUAUGUAGACCCACCUUAGGUUUGUAAGGUAAAUCAGAACUGCUGAUAUUUUAUUGCUAUUGGGGUUAUUUGGUGUUCACUGAUCCAACCAAAUCAGCACAUUUUUACCAACAUUUUUGUUUACAACAUCCAAAAUCUUUAAUUUAAAGUCUCAAAACUAGAAAGACAACCUACUCAAGAGAUAGGGAAAUUGAUUCAAAGAAUGGCAUGGGUCAAAGCACUGAUUUUUAAAGUAAACUGUUCUAUCUCCUGACAGAGUCAAGCAAUGCGAGUCGUCCGAACAGUAGGACAGGCCUUUGAGGUUUGUCACAAGCUGAGUCUGCAGCAUACUGAGGACAGCAGGGAUGGGCAAGAAGAUGUGGAAAGUGAAGAGAGCACAGAUGAUUCAGGUGUGCCAGGUAUGAGGUCAACAAAAAGGACAUGGUGGAUACCUUCCUACAGUAGCUGAGACAGAAUGUUACCGUUUGUCCCGUUUUACAAUGUUUUCAUCCUGUUUUGAAUGCCAUCACAGCUAUUGUGCCUCUUAGACGUUGUCUGCUUUCUUUUAACUAGUCAUCGUGUAGCCCAUGGAUCAGCGCACCUUGGGGAGUGGGCCUUGACAGAGCCAGGAGGUAGGCAUAACAGCCAUAGGAAGUUGAGUGACAGCUAGCAAGCUGGGUGGGGUGGAGCCACGAGGGGAGUAUUUAUACCGGCCAUCUUAUGAAGGGGCCAUCUUAACUGAACCUAAACUUACCUGUCAGUUGUCCCUCCCACCCUCCCUGAAUUUGGUUAGGAUAGGUUAGAUAAUUUUCCCAUUUUUCACAGCAGUGGGGAAUGGUCAGGUUAAAUCGGGGUGUAGAUGGAGGAGGAAGUGGGUAUCCUGAGGUUUAGUGUGGAUUAGGCAGUGUUACACAAGGUUGGUAGGUUUGAGCCGUUCGUGGCUCCGAACCUGGGGAUGUAGCGAUGUCUUGGUACACCCCUACAUUGGAACUGGUGGGUAGCGGUGUCUUGGUACACCCCUACAUUGGAACUGGUGGGUAGCGGUGUCUUGGUACACCCCUACAAUUGAUCUGGUGGGUAGCGGUGUCUUGGUAUAGCCCUACAUUGGAACUUGUGGGUAGCGGUGUCUUGGUACACCCCUACAAUUGAUCUGGUGGGUAGCGAUGUCUUGGUACACCACUACAAUUAAUCUGGUGGAUAGCGGUGUCUUGGUACACCCCUACAUUUGAUCUGGUGGAUAGCGGUGUCUUGGUACACCCCUACAAUUUAAAAUGUCAUAUUGGACGGACAGUUUCUGUGUUAAUGUUAUCUAUUGUUAUUAUUGUGGGGUCAUUGCCAGGGGUAUGUUAUGUAUAUGGGGGGAUGUAGACUUUAAUAGCGCAUAUGCCGGCAAAUCUGACUGUGAGCCUGUCACAGGUUUUAUCUGUUACUUUGCUAUUUCACAGUGUGACACUUAUUUGACUCACAACCUCUCGGUGCUUUUAUUUUUUCCUUGUCUUAUUCACAUCAUGCUUUUCUUUUAAGUGAUCCCAUUUUCUAAAGUUUACUUCUCAUUUCCAUAGUUAACAUCCUUCUUUUUAUUUCUAUGUGCUUUUUUUUCCACAUUUACUUAGAUCUGUUGUUCUCGUUCCAGUUUUGGUAACACUGGACAUUAUCUAUGACUAUUUUUAUUUUGAGUAAUUUUAAUAGAUGUUUGUGGUUUUUAUAUUAACUUUAUUAUUACUUUGUCUAUUUACAUGUGACAAACAGUGCCACCCAGUGGGAAAUAAGUUUUUCUUGCACAGCACUGACCAAUGUUUUGUUUUGUAUGUUUGUCUGCUUCACUGCUAGCUCUCUUGUUCACUUCAUCUCUCCUACUCGUGUACACCCCGAUCCUCAUACUGUUCAUUCUACCAGGUGGCAAUUUUUUAUUUCUGCUCACUCCUCAACUUUACUUGAUUUUGAGAACUGUCAUUCAGUGAUUUUUCUGUACUAGUUUUGAUGCUCUUAUAUGGUACUACUUUAACUUUCUCAUGGCCUUCCUUUGCCUUUUCCAGUGACACAAACCGUUGCCAGUGUAGAUCAUGCUGCUGAUGAGACUGAUAUAGAUGCUCUUGACAGUCCUCUCCCCAGUGGAGAAGGCCCAGCAUUCAGCCGAGGAGUGACUGACCUGGAUGCUGUACAUGUAGAAAGUGAUCAUAUAAAGGACAGCAAGGUUAAUGAUAUUUUUAAAUAACUAUACACCAUAUAAUACUCCCCCCUCCUCCUGCAAUGAUUGUAAGAGAACUGAUAUUACCACUGUAUGCUGCUUGAUACAUCCGACCUUGGAAUGUAAAUUUGCAUACUUAACAAUCUUUCUAACUAACUUAAAGGGCAACUGUCACCUAAAACUAUUUUAAUAUUUUAAACCUUUCAUCGAGUUUUGAAAGGAAAUUGCAUUUUUUAAAUCAACUAUAUGAAAAAAGAGAAACUCAUCCCUACCUUUAGUAUAUGAAAGGAUACUUCAGCCAUAUACAGAGAUUAAUUUAUGGGUUUGCAAAUACUAUCUGACCCAAGGUGCAUGUACAUGGCUCAAGGAUCCUAUCCUGUAGUAUAUGUAGAGAUGACAUUUUUCAAUUUUUUUUUUUUUUUACAUAUACUUUAUUUUAAAAAAUAUAUAUAUAUUUCUUUCAAAACUUAAAGGACCACUCUAGGCACCCAGACCACUUCAGCUUAAUGAAGUGGUCUGGGUGCCAGGUCCAGCUAGGGUUAACCCAUUUUUUUAUAAACAUAGCAGUUUCAGAGAAACUGCUAUGUUUGUAAAUGGGUUAAUCCUUCCUCCAGUUCCUCUAGUGGCUGUCUCACUGACAGCCGCUAGAGGCGCUUGCGUGAUUCUCACUGUGAAAAUCACAGUGAGAACACACAAGCGUCCAUAGUAAAUGCUUUCCUAUGAGACUGGCUGAAUGCGCGCGCAGCUCUUGACGCGCGUGCGCAUUCAGCUGAAUGGGAGGAGAAGAGGAGGAUCGGAGGAGAAGAGCUCCCCGCCCAGCGCUGGAGAAAGGUAAGUUUUAACCCCUUUCCUCUCCCCAGAGCCGGACGGGAGGGGGAUACUGAGGGUGGGGGCACGAGUAUGUUUUCCUGGCACUAUAGUGGUCCUUUAAUGAAAUGAGAAUUACAUUACAAAAUAAUUUAGAGUUAUAGUAGUCCUGUUUUAAGUUGCAGUAGACAGUUUUAAUAUAAAUCUCUCUCUCUCUCGAGAUUUAUAUUAAAACUGUCUACUGCAACUUAAAACAGGACUACUAUAACUCUAAAUUAUAUAUAUAGUUUCCAACAGAAAAACGAACAUAGUAAAAAAAUAAAUUUUAUUUAUAUAUAUAUAUAUAAUUUAUUUUUUUACCAUGUUCGUUUUUCUGUUGGCAACUGUAGGCGAAGAUUAAAAUACAAUUUGAAAACAAAUCUUUCUCUUGUAUUACAAGACAUGUUAACCGGCUCUUUGUUUUAGACCUCAGCGAAGGACCAGGUAAUAUCUGCCUCACCAAAAAUGCUGCUUCCAGCUGGCAGUCAACUCCCCCCUGGGACCCCACUAUCUCUGCACCACCAAAUUCAGCUUCUCCAACAACAACUUCAACAGCAACAGCAGCAAACCCAAGUAGCAGUGGCUCAGGUGAGAAUGUUUUAAUCAAGUUAUUGAGCAUGCUAAAGUGCUUCCUGACCUUUUUCGCGCUAUAAAAUCUUUAUUAAUUCCACUUUCUCUAUUCUUUCCUCCAUAGGUUCAUUUACUCAAAGACCAGCUGUCUGCUGAAGCUGCGGCCCGGCUAGAGUCCCAGGCCAGGGUUCAUCAGCUCCUUUUGCAGAACAAAGAUUUACUACAGCAUAUAUCAUUGCUGGUUAGGCAAGUCCAAGAACUGGAGGUCAGAUUGUCUGGACACAAUACAAGUAAGAACCAUGCUGAGCAUCUUUAUAUGAUAUGUUUCCAAGCUGUGGGAUCACAGUGAUGAAUAUUGUUUUCUAUGUGAAUUGCAGAAGUCUAGUAUUCUGGAUGUCAAGGUGAUGCAGAGAUUUGUAGCCAUUGUGUUGUAAUAGCAAAAGUACUUGCCUAGCUACCGCUUGUGUGAUAUUUGUGUUGAAUGUAAAUAUGGAUCUAGUAUGGAUCGAAUAGUGUCUUUGUAUAUUUGCAGUGGGAUCUCAAGACAGUCUUUUGGAGAUUACAUUCCGUUCCAGUGUCCCCCCAGUCCUGUGCGAUCCUACAACUCCACAACCAGAAGAUCUACCACCGUUGACGGAGUCUGAUUCAUCUUACCAACUGGGAAGCCCCUUAGGUAGGACAGACUGCCUGGUGAAGGUGCAGUGCUACCGUUUUGUGCCAGGCGAGGGGCAUGGGACUGGUGAGCUGCUGGGCAGCCUGGAGCUCUACAGAUUCCGAGAAUCUGGAAUUGCCUCUGAAUAUGAAUCUAACACAGAUGAUAGCGAGGAGAGGGAAUCCUGGGCACAGGAUGAGGGUGGUAGGUUGGCACAUGUCUUGCAUAGGGACAUGCUGGGUGACAGUCUAGAGGAUGAGAUUGCCGUGUAAGCAAUUGAAUAGUCGGGUAUACAACGGAGAGGAAGUUGUCUGUAUUUAAAAUAUCACAAUAGUUGGCUAAAUGUAUACAUUAUAUGUCUCUGAUUUUGAAAGACUGGAUAUAUUAAUAUACUAUACACGUGGUUGCAAAUACUUGCAUAAGGAAGGGGGUUUACUCACAGACUGAAUACAGCUCUGUGAAUUAGGAACCAAGUUGCAAAAUAAAGGCUAAAAUAAUCCGUCGUGACUGUAUCUAAGGGAGAGGAUCUGCUAUGUUUACCUUAAUUUUGCCUUUCAGGUUUCACAUUGCUUUGUGAAUAACCCUGCCAUUGUUUGAUGACCACAUAGUGUGUUGUUUCAUCACACUAUUGGAGUUAGGACAAUCACAUUCAUGUUCACAUAUUGGGGGGGGGGGGGAGAAUAACAAGUUGAAAUAGAAGUGUUGCAAAGUUCAACAAGUAGAGCAGUCACUGUGAAAUCUAAUGAAUUGCUUAUAUCAUUAGUUUCUACGGUGACGGCUUCACUUUUCACUUAGCAACAUUUGUAAACCUCAUCCAUUGCUUUUGUUAUCCUGACAACUAGAUUUAAAUAUGUCAGGUCAUUCAGAUGUGUUUACAAACUGUUUCCUGUCUGGGUGAUUAGAUUUAUUCAAAUACAGACAGUACAGUAGGAUGUAUUUGUGUGUAGUUUUAUAUAAUAUUGACUGGUCAGAAUUCUAUUUUGUGUGGUAUGACCAGUAAACAAAUGUAUGAAUUGUAUGUCUCUCAUUUUAGGAUCAAUGUCUGUAGCUAUAUACUGUACUGAUGAAAUAAGGUAUUUUAUAUGGAAUGUGGUUUCUGGAUGUAUUUUAUUUGCAGCCUAAAUAGAGAAGUUGUAGAUUCUCUGUCCAGUUGUGCUGUUUAGGCCAAAUAGUAGCAAUUUUAAAAUAAUUCUCUACAAACCCUGGUACAGAGCACGGGUAGUGCUCAGGGAACAAAACUGAAUACAAAAUUGUAUUUUGUGUAUUUUAUGGAUGCACCUUCAUGUUAAAGCAUACACUUAAACAUACACUUAAAUACUUCAUAAUUAGUGGAUACUGAAUAUGUAAAAUGAUCUGUUGUCAAAUAAGCCUGUACGUGCAUUGUACAUGUCUGACACCAUGACAGGUUAUACGUACACUACAUGUCUCUGAAACUAGGCUAGGCCUGUACAUAAACUGUACAUCUAUCUGAUACCAGGACAGUCCUUUCUAUACCAUGUAAUUAUUGUCUGGGACUCCAUGUCAGGUUUCUAUAUAUUGUGUGUAAACUAUGUGACACCAGCGCACAUUUUUCAUUAGUUACAGCUGCCUGCUCUCAGCCAAUGAAUACAAAAAUUGACAUUAGCCAGCUGCACAUAUGGACUCCAGGCACCAGGACCACUUCAAAUCACUGAAGUGGUACUGGUUCUUCGAAUAACUCUUCCACGUAGUAAAGGAUCAGUGGAUAUCGUACAUAAAAUUCAGCAGAUCCACAACCCACUGUACAUAAUGUCUGCCACUUGGUUAGGCCUAUUUCUUCAUUAUAUAUAAUGUCUGUAUUGCAAAGAACACACUCAUCUUGCACAAUGCUGUUGCAAAACUAUGAAUGAACUUUACUUUACAUAUUACAUACUGCUAAGGACAGUGAAUGUAAUGCAUGUGUGAUUGUAGUGUACAUUAUGUCUGUUAAACCAGAUAUUUUGUACAUCAUGUAGUUGGUAAUCUGUAUGCAGUGUAUGUAUAUAAUGUAUGUGCCAUCUGACUCGGUCUUUAUAUAUACACUGUAUAAAAGCAAUGUGGCAUUAUAACAGCAUUACUGACAUCUGUCUUUGCUGUAUAUAUUGCAUGUAACACUAGGACUAGACACACGUUACCCAGCUUAAUGCACCAUUUGUCUGUAUGUAUCCAAAAUAAAUGUAAAAAUGCUAAUUUUUUUUUUUUUUCUCUGUUUAUGAGAAUUGUUGGGCAGCUUCAGGGCUCCUCGUUCUGUCAGGCACUGUAUUCAGGCACAUUGAGAUUUGGGAUGCUCUGUGAGAAUGCAAGAGAGCCCUGAAGCUGUCACAGCUACUGCAGUGUACGGAGACAACUUACUACCAUGCAGCCUAUAGAUAAAUCUCUUGAUCUGUUCUGAUUGGCUAGGAAACAGAUUCUUAGAGCCAGGUCUUAAUUUUGUUUUGUAAACUUGCUGAGCUUUGACUUAGACAUAUUUGUCUACUGUAAGUUUGUGCCAAUGUAGAAUAUUAAGGCAUUUGAUACUGUCACUUCAGGUGGCAUCUUCAAAAAUUAGUUCCUCAAAUGCCGAGGGUCUUGAAAACAUGAAAAAUAUGCAAUGUUGAAAGGGUUUCUGCAGCUCCUUUUAAGAUGGAAACAAUGAGCGUCUUGUCCUUAAAGGUGGCAGAUUAUUUUGAUUCUUUUCUCUUUGAGGUUUUCUUUGCUGGAUGGGUGAUUCACAAACUUGUGCUCAAUUACCAGCAACCAUUUGUCUUGCAACAGAGAUAUCGGUAAAACGUGAAAUGAUAGUGGUCAUUGAGAACCAUUUGGUGAAUCACUGCCUUAAAUCAAAAGGUUUUCAAAUAAGUCUGGCUAAUGAUGCAAGUAUUUACGAAUUCUACAUGAUUGAUGAGAACCACAACAAUAUAACCAAACCUCAGGAAGUUAACUCACUGUAUAUAUAUUUUACUAUUCCAACUAAAUUAGUGUGAAGUUUAGAGACAACUCUCUCCUUGUGGGUUAGAGAGCUAGGUCAAUUCACAAUUCACCUCUAGCCUGUCAAAAGCAGAGUGCCUGUCUUUUCCCUAUUCAUUUCCAUGCUCUAAAUAUCUGGAUUUAACUUCAGUUUUCUUGAGUAGAGCUAAAUGAAGCAGCUAUCAACGUACUUCGCAUUAUCUUUGUGAAAGGUGUGCCAGACCCAAGAAACCGUUUCAGAAAAAAAAUCCAGACAAACAAAUAAUAACUUGGUAGUUUUACCAGUUCUGUCAUUAGUGAAUACAAAAGUGUGACAAGUACAAGUUACUCAUUCACUCCAGGAAUUCGUAUUAUUAUUAUUAUUAUUUUUUUUUUUUUAAAGUAUCCUUUUUUUUUUUUUGAACAAAUGUAUUUCCAGGACGGAGUAGAUUCUGACGUUCACAAGCUUAAAUGAUUUAAUUUUGGAAAAAUCAUCAUGAUUCUGAUAAACAGCUUUUUAUUUCCAUUAGGAAAAUCAAAACAGAACAAAAAAAAUGCCUGGCGGAGUUUUAAAUCUUUUGUUUGUUUUGUUUUUGUGUUAUUGUCCAUUUAUAUUGCGUAUCAUAUCAGCACAGAUUUCCUGGCAUGAGAUCUAGACUUGUGUAUUUUUCAUAUUCUAAACACAGGUGGUAACUGUCAUGGAAAAAUAGAAUUGUAGAGGAAUUUGUGAAAUGUAAUGUUGUAAGUCAUCCACAUAUCCAAAAGCAAAUAUAAAUCUCAAAGCAAAAAACUUAUCUAGACAUAUAAGAAAUAAGGUAGUAGGGGACUGUUAACAAAAUAGCGCUGAACACUUGUUCUGGAUACAUCAAACACCCCUAUAUGCAAAAUGCUAAAAAGACCUUUCACCAAACUGUAUAUAAAAUAUAUUUAGCUAAAAUGUCAUAUCAUAGCAAACUGAUCAAAUGCAGACAUGACAUGCAAAUUGUAUAAUUAUAAAUAUGAAUAAAGUAAAAAUAAUUAGAGGUCCAGAAAUAUUUCAAGGUAAUGGUGACCUGUAGUGUCAAAAUGUAAUCAUAAGACACAAAUGUAGCAAUCUAGUCUGAAUGUUGCUAUAACAUAUAAUGUAGUAAUGCUGCAGUGACCGGUCCUAAAUAUUAGCUCCUGGUUAACUGCUCACUUGGUGAAAGGUCUUUUUAUCAAAUCCCAAAGCAAACCUUAAAGGUCUGCCUGUAAAUAGAAGGUGUACUAUAUAUGUGGCACAACAACAAACAGCGCUAUCACCUGGGACUGUGUACCUCACAUACACAUGUAAAAGUAGCGAAAAACAAGAUAUAGUUUAUACAACUCCGUAGAAAAGUAUAAAACAGGUGAUAUAGAACAAAAGUAUAUAGAGGAUACAACCUGAAAUAAACAGAAUGUAAUAAUAGAGACCUGAAAAUAUAAAAUCACACAUAGUGAAGUAUAUACAGAUAAAUGGCUAAAUCCAGGAGGUAGAGAACUUACAAGAGAACAUAGAUGUUCUGCGCAUAUCUCUCCUUAGGGGUAAUCUGUUAGGUGGUGGAAAACUUCUUCCAAUAAGCGGAGUCCUCAAAAGAAUAAAAAGAAAAGUGCAGGUAGUAUAAUACUGUAAAAUGUAACAAAGAUUUAUUCACUGAUUGCACUUACAUACCCCUGAGGGGAGAUAUGCGCAGAACGUGUAAGUUCUCUACCUCCUGGAUUUAGCCAUUUAUCAACUCUAUCUUUUUUUUGCUACUUGUAAGGCUUGCUUUGGGAUAUUAGGUGAUACACAACCGUAAAUUUCUGAGUUUCUAUCAGUGGGAGCCAGUGGGAGCAUUUUCAUAAUUUUUUCAUCUCCCCAAUUUUGAAUAAUGUUUACUUAUAAAUGAAGUCGAAGAGUGCUUAUCCUACCCCAUGAAUAGGGUUGGACCCAUAUUUGUAUCUUGAGAAUUACAUUUUAUCUUGAGAAUUAGUUAUGAUAGAUCAUCUGGUUAAUGCACCAACUGAACAAUCUUUUCAAACUUAAAAUCUUCAGGUUCUAUUCUGGCAGGAAAAUAUAAGCCUUGUAUCAGUGAAAGGUGGAUAAAACUAGUACCAUUAAAUUGGAUAAUAGCCUCUAUUACCAAAUAGAUAUUGUAUUGUUUUCUUUCCUCCCCCUCCCCCCCUUUUUGUAUUCUUGAUACUGUGUACCAACAGGUAUCAUUAGCUGCUUUAAAUUGAGUAUUGCAAAAGUGGGAAGACUGAUCCUCUAUCCCCUAUCCUGUGAUAUGUGACCAAUUGUUAAAGGUUUACUCUAAGCACCCACGGUUGAAUCUUUUCAACGGUUAUGGUGCAGUUUUGCUCCUAGUCUAGACUGGUUUAUAACUACAGAGAUACAAUAUAAAAUGGUUGUAUGCCAUCAAAAGAGGGAUUGUAUUUCUUCAUUUGCUUGGCAAGGCCCAUCUAACCUGUGCAUGUUCAUCCCUAGUUACACCUGUAACUGGGAGUAUGGGUUGAACUACUUUCUCAUAAACACCAAUAGGACAGGGGUUAGAGGAUCGCACCAGACCCUUUAGAGGAGCUCUAGCAGCUGCUGCACUUGUGUGCAUAAGUGCUGCAAUUUUAGUAUUAUUAAAGAUAAAUAUCCAGUAGGAAAUAUCGUGUCCCACUGAGGGAGACUGGAGGCAGGGGCUUCACUAGCAUAAAAAAGAGAGGGAAAAGGGAAGGAAACCCUACCUUUAAUCAAUCUAGGGAUAUGCAUAAAAGGGAAGCCAAAGGGAAAAGGGGGAGAUUAGCUAAACAGUGCAACGGGGAUGUGAUCUAGAGUGCUCUAGGUCACAGGGAAUGGUGGGAACCAGAGGAAAACAAUUUAGCUCUUGAAUAUAGUAUAAAAAAUGUAACUACUGUUACUAAAGUGCUAAAGUCCCCCUUUCCCUCUAGCAACCGACUAAAUGGAUUGGUAGAUAUGUCAGGUAAGAGGGAAAGAUAAGUAGGAGAUUGGAGAAUCUAAUCAAACCUAAUACAAACUCAAAAGGCUUUCCCUUAGAUUAUCUCAACACCGUGGACAAGCCACUAAUGUCUACCUGAACCAUCUCUCCCUAUUACAACUUGCCCAAGAAAAAGAAAAAUGUGAAAUAAACCACCCUAAAAGAAGAUAAUCAAAUUGGUAUGAAAAUUGUGCUAACUACACUUAUGCUCCUGAUGAUGGCGUGCCGAAACGCGCGUCGAACUUUGAUUUUUUUCCUUUAACACCUCACCAGGUAUCAGGUUUUUCUUUUAUGCAUAUCCCUAGAUUGAUUACCUCUCUUUUUUUUAUGCUAGUUGAGCCCCUGCCUCUAGUCUCCCUCAGUGGGACACUAUAUUUCCUACUUUUACACCAUUAGAGGGUUUUGCCCUCAUCCUAGGAGCUCCACUAUAAGUGGUCACAUGGGGUGCAACCCACGAGCCCUUGAUUUGCAUCUGGGCUCCUGGACUGCAUUGCUGUUUUCCUUUAUCCUUUGUUAAGAUAAGUAUCCACCCCUCCGUUUUGAUUUAUUGCAUAGUGUUAAAGCAUUAUCUUCGUAAUACACUUGUGGAGGUUCACUAGUGUAUUCCUUUAAUGUGUGUGUUUUUAUUUCUUCAAUUAGAAUAUUUGCUGGUAGAUGGCGCUCUUUAUUUCUUUCAAAUGGUUCAGAAAGAUAAUUGUACAUCCUUGUGUACUAUAUGUUACAUGCUUCAGAGAGGCAGUUAAAUGCACCACUGUAAUCCCGUUACAGGAUUCAGUAUGAGUAUGUUAAAUGUCAUGUGUAUAUAUAUAUUUUUGCCCAUCCAACAAUCCUAGGCAGAAUGUAUACUGUUUGCACAGCAGUUGGUAAGCUAUGUGGUGCUAGAUUAGGCUCACUGCACAUUCUUGCAGUUGCCAAUGCAUCUGUAGGAGCUGUGUGGGUAAAAAAAAAAGGCAAUGGAAGGAAAACUUGAUACAGGCAAAUUCUGGAUCUCUAAUCUGUCUGUGUACGGCUCUGCGGCUAUUUUUGCUGAGUGAGGACACAGACACUUUGCCCUUAAUCCUUGUGUCGGUAAUUCUUUGGUUAAUUCAGAAAAUCCUUUUGUCUGUAUUAAGUGCACUUACCUUUUCUUUGUUAAAUAACAAUAAACCUUUAUUUCUAGCAUUUUCUCCUGUCUCUUGUAUUCUUUGCUUUCUAUUUUUACUCAUAUUACCUAUAUUUAUGUACUAUUUGUUUUUUUUAUAUAAAGUUCCAACAAAUUCAUAUGCACAUUACAAAGACCUGUGUGAGUUUAUAUACAAUCUAUCCCUCUCAGCAAUGUGUGUAAUGUUAUCUCUACAAUACUUCAUCUAACAUUAAGUCUUAAAAAACCUUUGAUUAAUGAAAAAAAACUAUAUUACACAGACGCAUUCUAUCUAUUUGUACAAAUUGUCUGGCAUGAGUGUGAUAUCUGCACACAGAUUUUUCAACACCCUGUUAGUACCAAUAAUCUGAUUCUACUGGCAUUCAGAAAAUCAUGAGAAAAAAAAAAUAUACAUAUAUCUAGGUUUGAAAAUGAUCUCUAUGUCUUCCUUUUUUUAUAAUUUGCUGUCCGAGUAUUUCCCUUUAAGGUAAGCACUUGAUGUCUCCCUCCACCUGGUAGUCAAACUAAUGUGGUUUCAUUUUCCUUCUUGCGUUGUAUUAUGUGUUUCAGAAAAAAAGUCCUGUUUUUCUGCUCUGAUCUUAAUUUCAUUGUUCAAUCCUUGACACUCAUUAUUUGUUUUCCUGGUGUUCAUGCCAUGUCCAUAUGCCGUUGUUGUGUUGUAACAGGGUGAUUCUUUCUGUCUUGACUGUGAUGUUGUGGUUUUGUUGCCAUUUCAAGGCAAUAAAUAGGAUUUUUUGCUGUUGGCAACUGGUAUGAUGUGAGAAUAAUGGAUAUUCUUGUCAUUUUGAAAUAGAAACACACUUAAAUAAACAGUUUCAAUAGCUAUUUAAGUAAUAAUCCGCUAAAAGUACUCAUGUUUUUUAUUCUGAAUGAUGUGUACUAUCUUGUGUUUACAUGCUUUGUCGAAUUUGUCUGAUUUGGAAAACCUAUUUUCCUCCAAUCUUAAAAUAUUAUUAUUGGAAUAAUAUAUUUACAGUACAUGUUGUUCAAAAAACACUGGUUCAAGUAAAAGGAAGUAUAAGCCGUGUUAUUUUGCCUUGUCUAUUAUGUCUGUUACAAUUUUUAAGGACGGGGGGAGUUGUCCAACAUCUGAACCAAACCAGAAUAGAAAUUCCAGAACUUGUGCUUGCUUUGUUGCACUGUAAUUGAAGUGUUUCUUUUAGUGCACUCGAUUAUAUUCUAAAUUGUUUUUAAAUGACAAAGUGCUUUUUUAAAAUAUCAUAUAUUAUACCUAACACAACAUUAAGUAUGACCAAAAUGUAAAAAAAUGGGGCAGAAAACCCCUCACACUUUAAAAAAAAUUUCUUUAUAAUAACGUUUACACAUCAAGUACACCUAAAGAAAAAGAACGCAAAGUAGAUUCAAGUAUUAGUCCUGUUUGUUAACUAUCUCAUAUGUCUAGGAUCUAAUACAUCUUUUGUCAGCUAACCCUAUGCCAGCCCAUUUUCCCAACCUUAUCUUUACACUAAUUUUAACUAAAACCACAUGAAUCCUUUUCCUAAGGUAUUUCCCUUGUUGAUGUCCGCAAAGGGAGUUUCAAGCUAAAAGAGUGGUCUGUGACUGCCAUAUAGUGGUCGUUUUACAGCUUGACUGGGAGACCUCCCUGCCCGACAUGCUGUUUCUGCUGUUUGCAUUGCAAUCUGUGAUGGUCAACUGGCACAGCCAGUCUCUUUAAGACUCACUGCAAACAGCGAAUCACCACGGCUGAGGGAGAUCUCUCUGUCGUGGUGAUUUAAAUUGAUUUUAAGGGCUAGAUUCAGCACUCUUAUUGAAAACGUAAUAUGUCCCCAGCUGACAGAGGGGAGCCCGAUGUAUUGAUUGAUAUCUGGGUCUUUCUGGUGUGGACCAAACGUUUACCGUGCCCACUGUCCUAAUGGUGUUAAGCCCACUCUGUGGAGGAUGGCAUGGAACAUCGUAACAUUAAGGGGUUAAUAAAUCAUUGCACCCAGUUGAUUGUGAAAUUAACAUAUGUUUCCUCUUGCUGGAAAAUAUUAAUUGGAAUCAUUGGUAAUCCUUUGAAAACAUUUAUGUUAAUAAAUAUAUAUAUAUAUAUAUAUAUAUAUAUAUAUUUUUUUUUUUUUUCCAUUUGUAAAAAAUAGAGAUACAGAUUUUUCAAGCAUUUGAAACAAACUCUUACAUAUGUCUCAAUUUAAAAUUUAAAUAAGGUAUAAAAACCUACACGUACUAGGAGAUCCCUAAACCAAUAAAAGGUGAAGUCUAAUUAUAGCUAUUUAUUUGUAUAUUAGACUUCACCUUUUAUUGGUUUAGGGAUCUCCUGGUACGUGUAGGUUUUUAUACCUCCUUUUAUGUAUUUACUUUCAAGAGCUUUUAUGGGGGCUUAUCUUGACUAGUAGAGACCCUUUACUUACUUAUUCCUAUCCCAUUAUUUCAAUUUUCUCCACUCUCCAGGUCUAGAUUAUUUUGCCCAAUCCAUCCAUUUAUCAUUCCUCAAUUUAAUAUUGUUGGAUUAACUUUUCAAACUAUUUAAUUUUGUAAUAUUUUAAUAUUUUAAUAUUUUGAAAAACAUUUUAAAAAUUUAUUCAAAAAUAUUAAAGUAUUUUUCUAAAUAUUAAAUAAUUUGAAAAGCUUAUCCGAAAAUAUUAAAAUCGAGACCGUAGUUGUAUUUCCCCUUCAUGUGUCAAUUACUUUAUAUUCUUUACAUAUACAUCAUGUUAUUAAUACCAGUAAUUAGAGCAACAUACCAAACUGGACACUAGUUUCAAGCCUAGAAAGUUAUUUUUACCUUUAAAUAAUAUAUUUGCAAUUAGAAUUUGUGCAGUUAUUGGUUUGAGGUAUAACAUUCAGAAUUCUAGAACUCUUUUACAGCAGUCUUGUUCUGAAGAUAACACAUGGGAUUUUCAGUGUGGCUCAGGCUAUGCAAGAAUAGAGUGUUAUAUCUGGCUAUUGGGCUUUGUUUUUUUUAAUUUCUAGAUCAUGUCUAACUUGAAGAUCGAUGUGUUUUAAUCGGCUGCAUUGGCCACUUCUAUACUAAAAUAUGUUCCUCCCAAUGAGAGAGCUCUGCUAUUCAGUAACCUGUGCGUCACUUACUUAAGAUACAUUACCCUAUAAAUUAAAGUUUGUUGACAUUGAAAACAUGCACAUAGUUUAUACAUUGGUGAUGAUCGUAUUCAAAGCUCAUUAUAAUCUGUCUAUUUUACAGUUGACCAAAGCAUGUUCCAGAAUACAAGUGCAGCAAUCCAACCAAAGCUACAGCCUAGCCGCUCUCUCAGCCAGUUAACAAAGUCCACCCAGAGCAGCUCAGAUCCUGCUGGAGUCAGCAUAUUGGUAGGCAGCACCCAGCACCUGAAGAAUCUGGGCAAAGCAGUUGGUGCCAAAGUGAAUGAUUUCUUGCGUAGAAGAGACACUGAUCGGGGAGACAUAGGCGUUACUGAAGUCAACAAGACAGUAGCUGCAGUGCUGUCCAGCAGCGAGAGAUCACUACAUAAAAAUGUCCCAGAAGGAGAAAUGUAAGUAUCUAUAUAUAUUUUAAUUCUUUUUUUUUAAAUUGCAGUCUUACACAGUUCAAUACAAUAGGUACAUAGCAUAACAUCUACACAUUUGACGUUCCAGCAAAAUGUAAAAUAUGGUAGCUCAUAUGUAGUCACGGUGACACACCAGAGUCUCUGAUAAGCAGUAGGAACAGUUGUUCAUCCGACAACAAGGUUUUUAUAGUUAUAUAUGAAAAUAGUUUAACAGUGGUAGUAACCAUACUACCAACAAACAAAGGUUUAACCAGCCCUGUCAUACCCUCUUGCUUUUGGCGAUCAUGUAUGUACCAUAACAUUCUUGUAAGUAGUUGGUUGUGUUCCCCACUGUAUCUUGCAGCGGAUGGAACUACAGGUACUGGCCCAACUGAUUAACAAGAAAAAGUAAAUACAUAGAUGGAACAAGGGGGGCAAAGGAAGGUAAUGGGGAAGUGCUCUGCUUCUCCUCGUUAUCUUCUCCCUGGGAGUGGGGUUUGGGAUUCUGUUUACUGGGAUAGGGGGCAUAGUUCCUCCCCUCUCCCAGCUUCCACUUCCUCCACUCCCCUUUCUUCUCCUCUUGCUAGAGCUCCCAUAGCUGAGGAAGCCCCCCGUGGGAAAUUCGCUAAGUAUUGUGUAUCUCAGUGGGUUGUAGGGCCCACAUAUGAAUCCCAGAUGGCUCGGCCUUGUACAUAAAUGCCUAGUUAAGUUUUAUCUUUAUACUAAUGCCAUGGUUCCCAUAUUUUAGAGAACAAGAGAAGGGUGUUCUAAAAUUCCCGUUAGUUGGUUCAUGAGAUGAUUUUCUUCUCUCUUGGCCUGACCUCUCCUAGAGGUGGCGGGGAGGGCUGUAGCCAGUGUGCUGCAAUGACUCGUCUCGCUGCCAGAGUUAUUCUGUUAUGUAAUUUUUGAUACCUGUAGGUCAUAACUUCCUGGGGUUUGGAUAGUAGAAAAAGCCAGGGGUCCAGCUCGAUCUGUCUAUGGAAGACAUCCCUAAGCAAUGUGCUGAUGUCCCCCCAGAACUGUGUCAGGGUGUGGCAGAACCACCACAUAUGAGGACAUAUGUUCCCCUUAUCCCACACCAACAAUCAUCCGUGGGUCGUACGCCCAUCCUAUACAACUGCACUGGAGUGGUAUGCCACCUGAAGAGGACUGUGUACAUUUGUUCCUGGGAGAUCACACAUACCGAAACCUUCGCCGCUGCCUCCCACAUAUCCUGCCAUUCAUCACCCUCAAUUUCCUCCCCCAGGUCCCUCUCCCACUGUUCUACAUAUCGUAAUGGGCUCCGAGCCUUAGAAGUCAAGCAUAGUUCAUUGUAAAUGUCUGUGAUAAGCCCCUUCCUUUGCUUUCCAUGGUAACUUAGUCUCUCAAAUAGAGUGUGUGUGGUGCCCCUCAACCCUGUGACCUCCUCCCUAUCGGCAAAGUCCCUGAUUUGAAGAUAACGGAAGUCGGGGCCUCUGUUUCAACGUGUCGAAAGUCACUAACUUAUCUCCAUCCCAUAAGUUCAAAUACCUUUGCACAGUGGCGUACACAUGACCCAUGGGGCCCCGGUGCAAAAAUUGAUCCGUGGGCCCCCCCACCCCCGCGCUUACUCGGCGCGGGUCAGGGUCGCAACACAUGGUGGCGGGCACCUGGUCGCAGGGGUUGCGACCCCGCGACCGCGGUAUGCACACACACUUAAAGGACCACUACAGACACCCAGAUCACAUCAGCUCAAUGAAGUGGUCUGGGUGCCAGGUCCCUCUAGUUUUAACCCUGCAGCUGAAAACAUAGCAGUUCCAGAGAAAUGGCUAUGUUUCACUGAGGGUUAAUCCAGCCUCUGGUGGCUGUCUCAUUGACAGCUGCUAGAGGAGCUUCCAUGAUUCUCACUGUGAAAAUCACAGUGAGAAGACACUGAACGUCCAUAGGAAAGCAUUGAUUAAUGCUUUCCUAUGGGCGGUUUAAAUGCGCGCGCGCCUCUUGCCGCGCAUGUGCAUUUCGGAGCUGAGUGGCGGACACUGGGGAGUCCGACGCUGGAGAAAGGUAAAUGCUGAAGACACACACACACACUCUCACGAACAGACGCAUACACACUAGCUAACAGACACACACAUUUACUGACAGAGACACACUCAGCGACAGACAUACAUACACACUCACUUACAAAACAUACACUUUCACUGACAAACACACACUCACUAACAGACAUCAACACACUCAGUAACAGACACACACAGUAACACACUCACUAGCAGACACACACCCAAUAACAGACACAUUCACUGACACACACACUAACACACGCACUAACACAAACACUGACACACACACACACACACAUACACUAACACACACAUACACUAACACACACACACACUAAAACACAUACUCUAACACACACACACUUUUUAAAAAAUUUAAUCCCCCCAGCCUCCUUACCUUUUGGAGUGCUGGGGGGAUUCCCUGGGGUCCAGUGGUGCUGCUGGGCUCCUGGGCGGGUGUCCGGUCGGGCGGGCAGGCAGGCGCGCGAGGGAGCACUCAGUGCUUCCUCUUCCGCUCCCUCGCGCGCCGCGUAGGGAUGCCGGCGCCGGAAGAUGACGUCAUCUUCCGGCUCCGGUAUCAGUGCGGUGCGCGAGGGAGCGGAAGAGGAAGCACUGAGUGCUCCCUCGCGCGCCUGCCUGCCCGCCCGACCACCCGCCUGCUGGGGUCAGCAGGGCCAGCCUCGGGGGGCCCUGAGGUGGCCGCCUCCUGGGCCCCCCAGGGGAAGAGGCUGCCCUGUGGCUACAUACCGGGUCGCAGGGGCGGCCGGGCCCCCUGGUGGGCCGGACCCGGUCGCAGCCGCGACCCCUGCGACCCUGGUAUGUACGCCACUGCCUUUGCAGUCCUGCGUCUUCCAGGUUUCCAAAACCUUGGGGGGUCAUGCCAGGAGGAAAGUCUCUAUUCUGUAAUACUGGGGUCAGGGAGGAGGGGUUGGAGCUAAGGUCAUAUUUAUGCCUGAUCCUUCAUCUUUAUGCUAUGAAUGCGUCCUAUCCAUGAAAUCAGUCUGGACCCCCAGGUCUCUUUUUAUAUUGUGAAACAGGGACUAAUAGUUUGCCUUGUAGAUGGUCCGGCUACUCUUGGUAACCAUGAUACCCAGAUACUUGAUUGAGUCCGUCAGACGGAGUUGCAUUGUGGUUUUAACUGUCUUUUCGGCGGCGGCCGACAGGUGCAUCGGCAUAGCGCUAGACUUUAUUAAACUGACUUUAUAGCCAGAUAUUAGGACAUGUUUCCAGAUCAGUCCGAGCAGAGGGGGUAAAGACACGAGCGGGUCUGAUAUCGUAGGUAUGACAUGUUGGCAUAGGUCCCCACCGACCCUCACCCCCUUCGACCCUCACCCGCGGGAACUCUCUAAGGUGCUGUAGAAAAGGUUCUAAUGCAAUAGCGAAUAACAGGGGAAAGAGGGGGAAGGGCGGAAACCCCAUCUGGUACCAUUGCUGAUGGGAAAGGUACUGUCACCAUCGCCCUUCAACAUUACCCGUGCCCUCAGGUCCCUAUAGAGGACCCCCACUGCGCUCACAAAGUGCCUCGAGAGAGAACAAAUAUGGCCACUCCAUCCUGUUGAAUGCCUCUCCACGUCCAGAGACAAGAGCAGAGAAGGCGAAGUGUCUAUUUUUAAACUGUUUGUGGAAUGAUUGUAGAAAGAGAACUUAUUCAUUUACAUUGAAAUUAAAUACUUUGCAGCGGCUUUAAGAAUAUUUUUGUGAGUGUGAAAAUUACCCUGUGUUUUCAGGUACUGGAGUAAUACAGCACAUACAGUUUAACAGGGUCAUACCAUAUGAUCCGUGAAGAAAGAAAAUAGUGGGGAGGUUGGAGAAAGUGUCAAUACCUAUACUAAAUGGAAAGGGGCUAAAUAAUAAUUGCAUAGGCCAUUAUAUUGUAGCUACUGCGAUGUGUCCAACCACUAUGACCACUUCAGGUAUUUGAAAUGGUCAUGGUGAUAGGAGUCUGGAUGUGCCACAUUUCCGUUUUAAACUCUGCACAUCUAGAGAUAUGUGCACUUGUAUGUACCAGGUUACAUUCCAGGCACACUUGCAUUCUCGCAUUCCGGACUGCAAAAUGUCAAGUCUGUGCUAAUUUUACGUUGGCGCACACCUUCUCUGUUCUCCCCCAUAUGUGCCCCACCUCCAUCCACUGCUUGUAUAUUUGGUUUAUUUAAUCCCUCACACCUACUCCUACUAUUUUUGUAAGCUUUAAGGGGGGACCUAUUAACAAUGCCCAAUAGGACAUUCUAAGCCUAAAAAAUAAACCAUGUUAACGUGUUGGAGUAACCCUUUAAAAAAUAAACCAUGUUAACGUGUUGGAGUAACCCUUUAACAUUUGUCAUCGAGUUCUAGUAUAGUUUUCUUUAAAGUACUUGAUUUAUCACCUGUACUGAUGUUUACAUGUGAAGUGUACUACAUGUGGUGAGCAACUACUGUUUAACAAAAAAAAAAAAGGUAUUCAUUACCAGGGUAAAAAUAUAAAUAUGUCUGUUUAUAAUUCAAAUGUAAAGCUCCUCUUUUCUUUCCUGAAGAACUUUUCAAAUUGUUUAGUGGUUUUAUUUUUUUUAUUUUUGUGUUUUAUUUACUUAGAAAAAUUAGAAAUGAAUUUCUGUGAAGUGGACUAUGUUUUUCCAGUUAUUGCAUUUUUUAAAAAGAUCCUUCCAUUAAAUGUUUCAGGUCAAAGUUGGAUGGGUUCCCUCGCCUUGAACCACCACCACCAGUUGUGAAAAAACGCACCCCACGCGCUCUAAAAACAACACAAGACAUGAUGAUUUCAGCAAACCCUGUGAUAAAUAAUGCAGAGAAUCAUCUUAGCUUCCCUUCUGCUAUCUUGGUUAUAAGUGAAACCCCGAAUAAAUCUUCCAUUGAAGUGAACCAUUCACAAGACUCACAACACCAACCUGAACCUGAGGAACAAAUAGGCGUGCUUUCUGAAGUUGCCUUUUCUGUACCUGACCUAAUUCACAAAGAAAACCUGGAGGCAAGCCUCACUGCUGAAUUGCCAGUUAAGAUUGAUGUAAAUAUCUGCAGUAGUCAGGAUGAGUUACGGGAAGAGGAAGUAAAUUCAGAUUAUACUUCAUGGCCAAGAACCUCAAGCAUGGACAAUGAAAGUAAACAUCCAGACCUGUUGUCCUUUGAGUAGAUUCAUAGUUUUGAAAUGGCCUUUGACUUUUAACUGGAAACCGAGAUCUACACUUUGUCAAUUCUGUUUAAACAUUCUCACAAUUUACUGUGGGGUACUUCAGUAAUUGCCGUUUCGCUGGCCUUGUCAUCCUUGAAACUUUUUUUCACCAGCCCAAUACAGGUAGUGUGUAAACAAUGGCAAUUUUUUUAAAUAGAAUUCACCCAUUAAGUGCCUUCACAAAUCUUGUCCAAAACUUAUAUGCAACUAUUGUAUCGCCUGUGUAAUAUAAACAAAGCAUCGACUUACCUGUCGUAUUCCCGUAGGUUCUGCUAAACAUUUCAAGGUCAAGUACUAAACAGAAUGUUUGUUUUUUUUUAUUUUAUUUUUUAAAGCAUUUUGACUACUUAUUUUAGCUGCUUUUGUAAUUUGAAUUUUUCAGAACUAUGAUAAGGAAAUUCACAAUUUUAGAACUUUCAAAUAUUUUUUGUAGAAGAUAGAGCUAAGUUUUGUAUAGCAUGUGAAAGCCUCAAAAGAUGGAAAUCAUAAUGGGAUAAAGAGUGUUAAAGGGUUCCAUUGGAUGAAAGUCAGAAACUGUUUGUCUGUGCAGAAAAAUGAGCAGAUGGCCAAAACGUUAUACAUGCUCUGUUUGUCAAGGCAAAACGAACAGUCAUUAAAUUAUAUUGUUUAUUCAGAAUUUUUAAAUGUGUUAAACACUACAAGACUUAACAUUCUAUAAAACUAGUGCUCUAGUUUAAAAUCAUUAACAAUGAUAUAUAUUCUUAAAAAUGCUUUUUAGAUUGUGGUUCUUAUCUGUUUUGACAUGGAUACAAAUCUUGUACAUGGCAUUAUCUUGGUGAUCAAUUCUUCAAAUGCAAAACACCCUUCUUGGUUUAUUUCCACUGUCAUCUGGGAUACCAUUAUACUGGAGAAGGCAGUUCUACUACAGUGAACAAUUUUUUUGUGGGCUGUUGCCCAUUGAUCUGAUAAAUAUCAUCAGUCUGUUCUAGCCAGUGGUGAACCACGAUAUAGAGCACAUGGAGACUGAUUUUUAGUCUCAACAUAGGCGUCAAACACCACUUGGAAAAAUCUCCUCCAGUGGUUCCUAUGUCAAAUUCACAGUACAUUUUUGCUGCAAUUGAUUACAAUUGUUUGACUAUGUUUGCAUUUUUCUAUUUAUUGCUUAUUUUUCACUCUAUCAUUUUUGGCAAAUGGCAUUUGGUUAGUUUAUCAUUCUUUUAGCCACUUUUGCAGACAAAAAAUGUUCCGAUUCACUUUUUUUCCGCCACUAAAUCUGGCGGUCUUUUCAAAUGGAAAUGUGCGCGAAAAGUUGUGUAUUUUACUAUGACAAAAGCUGUCACAUUUUUAGAUCAUAACAGAUACUUUUCAUAACACUCUGAUAAAUAUUCCCCACGGUUUUAGAAUCUUAAGGUUUGAUAUUGAAAUAUUAAAAGAAUAUGCAUUAGAUUGUACAGUCAACAUUUGGGCAGUUAUUGGUUUUAGGGAUUAUGUACUGAUCUCAGAAAAGGAGGGCACUAAAUUAUGUAUGGUGCUGUAGAAGGCAUUUUCAUUGUGCUAUUAUUUAUAAAUGUUUUAAUCUCUCAGAACAGGCAAGAUACCUUAAACACUGAAUCUUUUUAUAAGUAGCAGUCCACAACUGUAUAGUUAUUACCGCUCAUACAUAAUCUGGAUUAUGUUGUACAUGCAAUUUUAAUGGCCCAUCAGUGUUGAAAAGGAUAUGUAUUGAGUAAUGACAGGAUACAAGUAAAAUGUUAUGUGGAAUUUAUUGAAAUGUAUUGGCUAGCUAGCAAUAUGCGUGUAUGUGUGGACAGUACUGGAAUCUAUACAAUCAUGCACUAAAUUGGAAUUGCUACAUACGUGUAUAGCCAUAUAUGCAACACACCAGUUGUAGAACUGUAGACAAUGUACUGGAAAGUGCACAUAAAAAGGUAUAUUACCCAGUAUAUCAGAUUUUCAUUCAAUAUGGGAUCAGUUCUUGAAGAAUCCUCCCAAGAGUAGCCAUCCGAAUGUGAGUUUAACAUUAUGGAUGUUGUAUUGUGUGUAUCAGGAAAAUAUCCAGAUUCGUAACCACUUUUUGUGUUUAUAGUGUUGUCUUAUGAGAACCGCUGCAUCACUAGUUAUAUAUAAAUUAAUUUAUACUGUGUAUACAAAAGUGCAUAUAUUUAGUGUAAAUACAAAAAUACACCUUUGAAAAUGUAUUUGAUAAACUCUGUUUCAGUACGGCAGUCUAUAGAAAAUCAGAUAUGCCCAAUGCAUUUCACAUCAGGAAGUCUUUUGUAUCAUGUAAUUCUCAUUUACUGUUCAAUUACCCUCUUUGUAAUAUUUUAAACUGCUGUGGAAUAAGUUGGCUAUAUAUAUGCCAAUAAUGAUACUGUAUCAUGUCGUGUGUUUUUAUUUUUUAAGAAUUAAGUUUCCCUGCCAAAGUAUCUUAGCUUGUCCCUUUCUUUCACACCCAAUAUCUCAUUGACAAUCCCUCACUGGUGUUAUCUGUUUGUGCCAUUUAUAUAUAAUUUUCCUUUAAACAGAAAAUUGAGUUGCAACUCAACUGACAGAAUUCAUAAUUGCAAGUCUCUGAGCAAAUGGAUUGUGCCUACACUGAAUUAAACAUGUCCAACAGUUCAGACUCAGACAGAUUGAGAGGGCCUCUGCUUCUAGUUGCUUCUUGGAGUGAGUAAAACUAAAGGCUGAUGAUCUAAUCUGUAGCGAUUUGCAAAAAUGAAAGGAAUGUCUUGUUCUUUAAUUAUUUCGGGUUGGUUUAAUUAUUUUGGAUUGGAUUUUGUGCACUAGUGCCCCAUUAAUUAGAUUUUCUAAAUUGAUUUGGUGUGAAAGUUUUGCUGCAACAAGGGUUCUCACAGCAAAGUUUAACUUGAAUAGCCUGUUUCAUACAUCUUAUCCAUUUUCUUAAAUUAAGCUGCCAUCAGCGGCUUUUAACUGAAGUGUUAGGAGUACAAUGCUAUAGUGUUGCCCUAUUUUUUUUUAGGUGCUCCCCAUAAAGGUUUAAAACGUAAGCUUUACUUAACUUAUAUCUUGAGUGUGAUGGUCUCACUGCGACCGCCCUGUCUCCUAGACUGAGAUAAUCAACCUGGGAGGCCAGUGCGCCAAUCCAGGGCCACCACAGCCUUGGUGCGAAAAUUGCCCAGGACCACCCACCCCAAUAAGUCUACCCCCACACAUGCAGACACACAUACAUACAAACACAUACAGACACACACAUACACAAAAUAUUUUAGUCACCAUUCUGUUUUCUACCUUUUAGAUGCAGGAGGGUGACUUCCCUGGUGGUUGCUGGGAGGAAGUGACCGGGCAGUCACUUCCUCCCAGCCUCUGACCUCAUCAAACGGGGCCCGGUCGCGCUGUUAAAGUACCGCAGCUCUGACUGAUCCCCCUAGAAAUCCAUAGCCAUCAGGUAGCCCUAACAGCAUGGGCCACCCGAUGGGACCCUUAAGGUGUGGCCCCGGCGGUUAUACGGGACCGCUACAAAUGGCAGCAGACCCCGCGGUCGCAGGGCGGCCGGGCCCCCCCUUAAGAUGAAGUAGACUGUGUGCCUUUAGUGUCCUUUACCAAUAUUUUAGGAUAGUGCUUAGUGCAUUGCUCAGUGACUCUUAAUAGUUAUUAAAUUAUAAAUUAAUGGUUUCAUCGUUGGUCAUGCUUUGACCCUUAAAGGGAAACUAUAGUGCCAGGAAAACAAACUUGUUUCCUGGCACUAUUCUGUGAAGGCCCCUCCCGUCGAACUGAAGGACCAAAAGUCGUCUAAGAAGCCAUAAGUCCCUCUAGUGGCUCUCUACUAGAGUUAACCCUCAGGUAAUUAUUGCAGUUUAUAAAAACUGCAAUAAUUACCACUCUAAGGUUAAGGGUGAUGGGAGUUGUCAUUCAGACCACUUCAAUGAGCUGAAGUGGUCUGGGUACCUACAGUGUCCCUUUAAAGGCUGAGAUCACUACGCAUUUGAUCUACUUUGCUAUUGCUAAUUUACUUGUAGUUCAAUCUUUCUACAUCCAGACGCAAGAAUCCAUGAGGAGUUUACAUUUGUAUUUUAGAGCCACUGCUGUAGAGAACACGGUAAUCAAAACAUUUGGUAAUAAUUUAUGGCUCAAAAUGUAAAUUCCAAUACCAAUAUUUAGCCGUAAAUGUUACUCACCACUGCAAAAUAAUGUGAUAUAUAACAUUGUAAUCCUGUAGUGCAUGCAAUUGCUGUGACGCUACGGAACCAAUGCAUUAUUGACAUAACCUUUUUUUAAAGUAGCACUGUAUAUCUACAAGAAUGAAGAUGAGAGGUAUUAAUUUGUGAUUUUUUCACUGUAGAAAAAAGUACUGUAUUUUUCACUCCAUAAGCCACACUUUUCCCCCCCUCAAAAGUGAGGGGAAAUGUCUGUGCGUCUUAUGGAGUGAAUGUGAAGCUUUACUUACCUUUAUUGUAGCGUGGGCCAGCAGAACAGCGCGCACCGCGGUACAGGAACUUAAAUUUCAGUUUCUGGUUUCCAGCCGGACUGAAAGGAAGUGCGCAAAUUUAAGUUCCUGUACCGCGGUGUGCGCUGUUCUGCUUGCCCACGCUCCAAUAAAGGUAAGUAAUUAAGGAACACGGGGGAGGGGAGAAACUAUUUUACUGCAAAUGAUUAACCCUGGCAUUAAAUAUUCAAAAUACUAAUUAGCAUUCUAAAUGUUUAGAUAUUUAUGUAAAAUCACUGUUGUUUUUGACUUACGUAUUCCAACAGAAUUAUUCACUAAAAUCAGAAUGUUAGUGGAUUCAAUCAAAAUUUUGCAACACUGAAGCUAAAAUAGGCCUAUUUCAAAAGGACUGAAAUUAACAAAAUUUCAGCAAAUUGAAUCUUAAUCCUAAAAGUAAUUAAGGGACACUAUGGGAUGAGGGUUGUUAAAGAUCACUAUGGGACGAG